Pelobates cultripes (western spadefoot toad) is the source of this 58786-nucleotide messenger RNA. NCBI's taxonomy places the organism in Eukaryota, Metazoa, Chordata, Amphibia, Anura, Pelobatidae. The record is from the annotation of a GenBank genome assembly.
AUGAGGGCGCUGCCGGUGCUCCUGCUGCUCGGGACGGUCCGCUCCGGACUGGGCUUUAACGUGGACACCCGCUUCCCGCUGGUAAAACAGGCUGGCAUCUCCGGGGGCAUGUUCGGCUUCUCAGUGUCCCUGCACCAGCAGACCGAGGGCGAGAGCCGGUACCUGUGAGUACUCUGGGGGACUGGGAGUAAUGGAAGUGGACAUAGAGUACCUGGGAGUAAUGUGAGGGACUGGGAGUAAUGGGAGUGGACAUAGAGUACCUGGGAGUAAUGUGAGGGACUGGGAGUAAUGGGAGUGGGCAUAGAGUACCUGGGAGUAAUGUGAGGGACUGGGAGUAAUGGGAGUGGGCAUAGAGUACCUGGGAGUAAUGUGAGGGACUGGGAGUAAUGGGAGUGGGCAUAGAGUACCUGGGAGUAAUGUGAGGGACUGGGAGUACCUGGGAGUAAUGUGAGGGACUGGGAGUAAUGUGAGUGGACAUAGAGUACCUGGGAGUAAUGUGAGGGACUGGGAGUACCUGGGAGUAAUGUGAGGGACUGGGAGUAAUGUGAGGGAAUGGGAGUACCUGGGAGUAAUGUGAGGGACUGGGAGUAAUGGGGGGGGGGAGGGGGGGUGGCAUAGAGUACCUGGGAGUAAUGUGAGGGACGGGGAGUGAUGGGAGGGGGCAUAGAGUACCUGGGAGUAAUGUGAGGGACUGGGAGUAAUGUGAGGGACUGGGAGUAAUGUGAGUGGACAUAGAGUACCUAGGAGUAAUGUGAGGGACUGGGAGUAAUGGGAGGGGGCAUAGAGUACCUGGGAGUAAUGUGAGGGACAUGGUGUACCUGGGAGUAAUAUGAGGGGACAUUGUGUACCUGGGAGUAAUAUGAGGGACAUGGUGUACCUGGGAGUAAUAUGAGGGACAUGGUGUACCUGGGAGUAAUAUGAGGGGACAUGGUGUAUCUGGGAGUAAUAGGAGGGGACAUGGAGUACUUGGGAGUAAUGUCAAGGGACGUGGUAUACCUGGGAGCAUUGUGAGGGUACAUGGAGUAGUACCUAAGAGUACUGUGUGUGAACUGGGGGUACAUGAAAGUAAUGUGAGUGGCACCAGGAGUACAUUGGAGAAAUGAGUGGGGUACUAGUUGGUAACUGGGAGUAAUCUGAGUGAACAUGGGUAGCUAGGAGUAAUGUGAGUGGCACUAGGGGAUACCUGGGAAUAAUCUGAGGACACAUGAGGUAUCUGGCUGUAAUUUGUCUUGCAACUAAUGUAACAGAAAGUAAUCAGAGGGGACAAGGGGUACCUGGAAGUAAUGUGAGAGGACAGGAAGCUCCUAGGAGUAAUCUGAGGGGGACAUGGGUUGUAGGGAGUAAUGUGAGUGGGGCACCUGUGAGUAAUGGUAGUGGGAUCCAUGGUACCUUGGAAUAAUAUGAGUGACACUGAGGCUUACCUUGAAGUAAUGUGAGUGGUUCUGGGGGUACCUGUGAAUAAUGAUGGUGGGAUUCUGUGUACUCGUGCAGAGAUCUCAGACAAGUACCUGGGAGCAAUGUGAGUGAGAAAGGUGGCGGUGGGCGUAAGGUUGAAUAAUUUGAAGGAAGCAUGUCUACUUUAAAGCAUUAUUUUAUUUUGGAGUGUAUUAGGUAAGUGUGGGUACCUAGAAGUGAUACGAGUACACAGAAUAGUGUGGGUAAUGGGGACAAAUGAGAGUAAAGUGUUUAAGAAUGGUACAUAUGCCUACUAGGAUUAAUGUGGCUCUAAUAUUAUUAUAGGAAAAUUACUGUAUGGGCUGGUGAGCAGAAUUACCUCUUCUAGUGGUCAUAGUAACUCAAAGUAAUGUGAGGAUUCUAUCAGUGGGUAAAAUGAAGGGGCAGAAAAUAAUGGACAGGAAAUUAAAAAUGAAAUCCUGAAAACUGUUGGAAAGGACUAGAGAGCGGUUAAGUGGUGAUACAUGUACAUACUGAGUAACAGGUGCUAUAUAGAAGCUUGAGAAUUCAGAGAGAGUGUGUGUGUUUUUCAAGAUUCCAUUAAGAACAUGUGGUAUCUAUAAUGGGUAGCAAUGGGUGCCUUGCAAAUCUCUGCUAGGGAUGUGUGAAUGAUGUGAUACUUAAUAUGAAUUUAUAGAGGCUGUUCUGGUUUGAGGUAAAGCAGAUGAGAUUUUAAAAGGACUUAGGGAAGUUUGGAAACAGCUGAGAAGUGAUAAUGAAUGCUCGUCGGUUAAGAAGUUUCUAAUUGAUAACUUAGUAAAGAAUUGAAAAAUAAAUUAUAAUCUGCUGGUUACUUCUAUAUAGGAUGUGCUACAUUAGCUAUUAGCAAAAUUUGACAUUGGUUUCAAGAAAACAGCCAGAAAAUCAUGAAAAAAUUAUAGUGGUAAAACCCUCCCAGAUCAAUAUACUUUAUUAUUAUUAUUAUUUUAUUAUUUAUAUAGCGCCGUCAAAUUCCGUAGUGCUGUACAAUGGGAUUCUAUAACACAGUAACGUUGCUUCUAAAUAUAAACAUGAUUGCAAACAAAGCUAAUUGAUAUUCUGAAUGUAUUCUCUUGACUGAUGUUUUUCUGGUUUAUUUAUGGACUCUUGUUAUUCAAGCCUCUCCCUUUGGAGACUUUAGUAAAUGAAUUUGAUAUAAUGGAUCAACACUGAUUUCUUGUAGAGUACAGAUCUGUGAUGUCCUGCAGAUUUCUUUUAUUUUUUUUAUUAAUUUUUUUUUGGCCAAUCUUAGAAGUCAACGCUCUGCUUGGUAAGGCCCGAAAAAAUGGUGUAUUGUUUACAUGCACCUUUUAUUUAAGAAGGACUUUCAAUGUCUUUCUUGCUGCAUUCUAGCGGGAGAAGAGUUAACUGAGUCAUUUCUCUCUGGUAUGUGACUUAAGGAUUUUUUUUUCUGGGACAGCAUCUUGCCGCAGAGAGGUUAAUGCACUGAUGUCUGCCUUUCCCUUGGCAAGAGAAAAGUUGAUUAAGUGAUGGUGGGUAGACCUCUGAUUCAGGCCUAAUGGAGCUACAGUGUCCCAGCCUCUGGCAUAAGUGGAGUUAAUCAGUAAGGCUCUGUAGUUCUUGGCCCUGAGAGAGGCCAGUGUUCUGCAGAGCUAUCAGUCUGUCCUCCCGCCCCUCUCCAUUCAUCUCACCUGCAGAUAAGUUGGAGGGAAUUUUUUUUAUAUCUUUGCAGGGCCGGAUGUGCAAACAGGUAUGCAUGUACUCUGCCCAUACACAGCUGAGUACAUGUAGAGUAUUAAACGUGAGACCAGGCCUAGCUCUAGCUGGCAUAUGUCUGGGUAAAAACUCAAUCUGGCACCCUUCCAAGUGUAAAAUCACAUAGAAACAACAUAGAAUGUGAAUCUAGUUUGCCCAAUUUUCUAAAUACUUUCAUUAGUACCUGGCCUUAUCUUAUAGUUAGGAUAGCCUUAUGCCUAUCCCACGCAUGCUUAAACUCCUUUACUGUGUUAACCUCUACCACUUCAGCUGGAAGGCUACUUCAUGCAUCCACUACCCUCUCAGUAAAGUAAUACUUCCUGAUAUUAUUUUAAAACCUUUGCCCCUCUAAUUUAAGACUAUGUCCUCUUAUCAUAUGAGUCUACAGUAUAUAUGCAAGAUGUAUUUACUUAAUCAGGAAUCAUGUAGAAAUGACAAGGGGUAUACACAUUUUAGGCCAAUUUUGAUUUAUUCUCCAACCCCGUUACAUUCUAGCUAGCUCAGCUAUUUUGGCAAAACAUUAGCAAUUCCUUGGUCAGUGCUUCACAAUUCAAACUUUGUCAAAUAGACACUAACUGUAUACUUUUAAAUGAGCCUACUUAUGGCUAAAUGAUGGAACCUAAAAUUGCUACUGCUGCUACUAGGUUAUAUAUAAGGUCAUAGUAAAGCAAAGUAUAAUCAUAAUUCUAUGUGUUCUCACUAUAUAAUAUGUUAAUUAACUUAGAACCGACUCAUCGUUCCCCAUUUAACAUGACAUUUAUGGGCUACAAUCAUAUAUAACUCAUCUGGGCUUAAUAUUUAACUAAUCUGUCCAGAUUAGAGUAUGAUAGCUCAUAGGAAUUUAUUUGUAUCCUUGGGCAAAGAGAUUUAUCAAAAAUUAGCUUUUUUCCACUUAAUAGCAUAAUGAUUAGUGUACAGUAUGUUUAAUGUAUACCUGCCUGUAUUGGUGGGCUUAGGGUGAGUGUAGUGGAUGUAGGUGUGUGAGCUUAACUUCCAUUUCCUGUAACACAUUCCAGAAAUUCCUAGGUGUACAUACACAACUCCUCCCUACCUCACCUCUCCGUAUAGUCAUACCUUGGGGGAACAAAAUUCCUUGAUACUGCCUUACAGCUAUAUAGAAUUUCUACAGUAAACGCUGCAUGUACAGAGAACUGGCUUCAUUCUGUGAAUAGGAGAUUAUGGUGACAUUUACUAAUUUCUAAACACUUAGUGAGAUUCCUAAAACUCUAAUGUUACUCUAUGGAGAUAGUUGACAAUGAAUUGCAGCGGAAUUUUCAAAUUCAGUGCAGUUUGAACUGACUUUAUAAACGUAACAUUCUAGUUCUCGGUCAAUUAAAAUGAAUGAAAGCAAUGCUUAAUUGAAUCCCUAUUGACUUCAGUGCUGACUAGACAAUAAAUUUCACAGCACAGCCAGGAGUGGGUGCAUAGUUUCAUCUGACCAGUGAUCCCACUACUGGUCGUUAAGCAUGGCAGACCACACAGACGGCUGUCCUUCUGCAAUUAUCCUUCUCAUUCAUUCUUUUUAUUCAGGUUCUCUGCAUCAUGUUCAGGGGAAUUUUCAACCUGUAUAAUGUAAUGAGUUGUAGUGCUUCUAGAAUUUUCAACUCAGCUUGUCAUAUCGUAGAAGCUCUGAAGGUCUGAUCAUCUCUGAACCCUUCUCCAAGAAGCCAGCCAUAAGUAAAUGGAGUGGCUGAAGAAGGAGCCACCCAACCACCAAAUUAAAUGAACACUAUACAAGCCUGCAUUCCUAACACUAUAGAGCCCCUGUGCCUUGAUAUAUCCACCCCAUCAAAUGUGCAAUAAUAAUUAAGACAGUGACGCUUUUACCUACAUUUUUCCACGGCCAAAGCUCCCUCUGUGCUGAUCAUCUCUCUGCCUCCCGUGAACUCAUCGAGUAGGCAUGGCCUACGGAUUAUAUUCGUAUAUUCGAGUAUAUUCCCAACGGAGUAUAUUCAAAGCAAGGUCUAGUUACCAGUGGGGUACAUCAGGGAUCUGUACUUGGACCCAUUCUCUUUAAUAUUUUUAUUAGUGAUAUUGCAGAAGGUCUUGAUGGUAAGGUAUGUCUUUUUUGCUGAUGAUACUAAAAUUUGCAACAGGGUUGAUGUUCCAGGAGGGAUAAGUCAAAUGGCAAAUGAUUUAGAAAAAUCAGGAAAAUGGUCAGAUACACCACUGUGCAUGGCAUAGUAGUAAGGACAGAUUGGUAUUAAAAUGAAAUAAAAUUGAUGCCUUUACAAGUCAGCUAUGCCAUGAAUGCUAAAUUUGUAACUGGUUCCUCUAUAGUGAUGGCAAAGAACUUAAGUAAUUCCAUUAAUAAAUAAAUGAUAAAUUAAUGAAUUUGCCUGAACAGCAUAUAUAGAUGAAUGUUUAUUCUAUUGCAGGACUCAAAAAACUACUAGCCAGGUCUGAAGGUUAAUUGCCCCUGCAAUCCUAGAGGGUCUAUGUCAUAUCUACCAGGGAUUACGUUUCACUCUCCAUUGUCUAGUAGAUGAUUUUGUACAGCCCCACUCUGUUACUAGUUUUAUUUUUUUUGUCUGGUGUGUUAUUUAUUUAUUUAUUUUUUUUACAUUUUCCGGGUUAUUCACUAAAGUGCGACAGUGUCGGAAAUUCUAAGUAAAUUUCAGAGUCUAGGCCUCAAUAGAUGAUUUGGGGAAAAAAAAAAAAAUCACUUUGAUUUCCCAUCCAUUCAGACAUUAGACAAUCACUCUGACAGUUUAUAAGUGUUUUACUAAUCCUUGUUAAAGUGCUUUUACAUUAGUCAAUAAAAAACACCAGACUGGCUAUGUUGCAUCGAUAUUCUGCAACAUGAUUUAGUACCUUUUAAGAUAUUUGUGCAUACAUUAUUUGCCUUAUGUGCUUUUCCCAGCAUGAAUCUGGCCUCCUGUUUCUGAUUGGUUGUACAUUUGACACGUUUUGGAGUCUUUAUUACUCUCUGUUAUAGCUGGAGAGAGUUUAUGUGUACGCGAUUCAACAGACAGUGAUCUUUUUAGCCAGGCUGAAAUCUUAUAACAUGUUUGUUAAAAAUCUUCUUUCACAGUAUGUGGUCGAAAGAAGCUCAGCUGAGUGACUUUAUUAAAUGUCAAACCAGCAUAUAACUUGAUUUGUAUAUAUUUUGUUGAUAAGUGACAGGCUGUGUAGGGUGGAAGAGCCUAUGUUAAGAUUCCUCAACACAUACGCUGCAGUGUUCAUUUGACUGUAUGGUGUAGAAGUAAAUUUCCGUGAUAUAAACCCUACAAUAUAUGCAAUCAUUUUUCACGAGAUUGUACUGUGAUGAGUAAAAAUUCCAUCAGUCAAGCCAAAACUUGUUCUCUACUGGCUAUCUAAGGUUGAAUGAAACAAUUACGCUCCCCCUACUCCCCUCACUCCCCUGCUGUUUGACUGGUUAUCAUUUGUGAAAUGUUGGCAUUCCUCAAUAAUACUUAGAGGGACACUAUAGUCACCAGAACAACCACAGCUCUCACUGCAUUCUGUAUAGAGAAUUCUGAUCCUUUGCUCAGAAUAAUGUGAUAACAAUGUUAUAUACAAUGCAUCAACAUUUAGAAUCAUUCGAAAAGGUUGUUGCACCACAUAGACACUAUAAAGUAUUAGGGAUAGUAUACUUUAAAUCUGUUGUUGUAAUGGGUAGUCUUAAGAAAACCCAUCCCCCAUUUUUAUUUAAAAAUCUGAAAGUUUUGUGCUUGGAAUGUUUGAGGUGGGAACAUUAAAUAGUGUAGGACGAGCCCAACUCAUUUCUGUUGACAGAGAUGCUCUGCUAGCUGUAUACCAAGAGAGCACACACAGCUGUUUAGACACUAAUUUUGAGGCCUCAGUACAAUUCCCACCUCUGGAAUUUGCUUUGAUCUACAUAACUGAGAAAAUAAUUAGAUAUUAAACUAAUUACCUAGUGAAAUAUGUAAUGAGCAAACCAUGAUUUGAAAAAAAAAAUUUUUUUAACACUUGCAGGUGUAUUUUUUCAUUUGGGCAACUUUAUAUAUUAUUUGCAGUCGGGGGACAAUAAGCCAAGCUAUACUAGUGGUGGUAUAAGUUGGUUGUGGCGUGCCGAAACCAGUGUUCGGGUAGACCUGUUAAAGAGGGCCCAUUAAGUGAAUGCUUAAAGGACCACUGUAGGCACCCAGACCACUUCAGCUUAAUGAAGUGGUCUGGGUGCCAGGUCCAUCUAGGUUUAACCAUUUUUGCCGUAAACAUAGCAGUUUCAGAGAAAUUGCUAUGUUUACAAUAGGGUUAAUCCAGCCUCUAGUGGCUGCCUCAUUGACAGCCGCUAGAGGCGCUUCCGCGCUUCUCACUGUGAUUUUCACAGUGAGAUGACGCCAGCGUCCAUAGGAAAGCAUUGAUAAUGCUUUCCUAUGAGACUGGCUGAAUGCGCGCGGGGCUCUUGACGCGCAUGCGCAUUCAGCCGGUGACGUCAGAAGAGGGAGGAGAGUCCCAGCACCGAGGUAACCCGGCACUGGAGAAAAGGUAAGAAUUUAACCCAUUCCUCCCUCUUCAGCGUCACGGGAGUGGGACCCUGCGGGUGGGGGCACCCUCAGGGCACUAUAGUGCCAGGAAAACUAGUGUUUUCCUGGCACUAUAGUGGUCCUUUAAUAAAGGGAGCGGUGCUUGGAUGAAACCAGGAGGUCUCGGCUCAGGGGAAGGGGUGGCCUGUGAAUUUAUAGGCCUGGUAAACCCUCCCACAUAUUCUGCCAGUCUGCUUAAUAUGCACAGCAGACUCUUGGAAAUCUCUGUCCAAAUUCAUGUUAAAUUCAGACUAUUGUGAAGGCUAUUUAACAGAUGGAUGGAUUGACUAGGUAGGCACACGACUGUCUCUAAAUUUUUAUUUUUUUAUUUUGCAAUGUUGUAGCUUGUUCAGUGCAAACUUGUCUAACCAUUCCACAUCCCAAGUAGCAUUACACUACUAUAAAUUCAGUUUUUGAACUGGAGCAAAUAAUAGCCCCAGGCCUGAAUUUUCAUGACUUUUCUUUUUAAAAAGGUAUGUAACAGAAGCUCCCUGCCAUGUGAGAGGUAAUGGUAUUUGUGAUGUAAUUUGGCACAUGUUUGCACAGUAGUAUACGACCUGGGCAAAGCAGGGGGUGGAGACAGGAUAUGAGUGGCAAACCGCUGACAUCCUAAAUUUAUUUAUUAACUUUUUAGGAUAUUUCCUGUUCAUAUGCCAUUCUCUGAUAAAUAAAAUUAAGCCAAAUAUUUACAUUUAUAGCUUGAAGAUAGUGGAGGCAUGAUGUAAUGUUACAAUAUUUCAACAGAUAUAAAAAAAAAUACCAACGAGGGUAACUAUUGAGUUGUUAUUUUGUUUGGUUAAUAUAUUUUAAAUAGAAGGUAAUGCAUGAAAUAAGCAAAGAAUGUAAAAAGAUACGUAGACACACAGCCAGUCAAACAUGUGCCAAACCACUUGUUCAGUUGUAGUUGAAUUCCAAUCCAUUAGCAUAUCACACUGGACCAACUCAAGAGAUGUGCCAGGGUUGAAAUCUCAUAUUGGUUACCCAUGCGUAUGAGAUACAGCAGCUAUAGACGUUUCAGGUCCUAAGCUGCUAGCCAAGCUUAAAUAUUGAAUUUUUAUUCAAUAAUGGCUAGUGGGCAAGAGGAGAUUUUAAACCUUGUACAAGACAAUUUUAUUGACAUAAGCCUAAAAUGUAAAUCAGAUGUGGGGCCACUUCAUCAUUGUUUCGAGAGGGGUACCUGCCAAACUUUGGUUUUAAUGUCUACUGGAGGCUGAAAAAAAUCUCUUAUUUCAGGGAUGCGUAGCCGCAGCUUUAGGACGGAUCUGAUAUGGUAAAGGCACAAGUAACCUAAUGUUUGUUUGGGACAUCCUUUCUCAUAAGGCAAGCUAUUGAGCAUUGGUCUAUCUGUUUAUAAUACAUUUUCAUUUUGGCUUUUAUACAUUGAAUGACCUUCCAGUAGAGAUGGUAGAGACUCCAUGACUAGACGUGAUUUUUGAGUGGGCAUGCAUUUUUAAGCAGUGAUUGGGCCUGUGUAGGACUUUUUCCAGGAGCAUUCAGCGUCUUCUUUAAUUGAAUUCAAAUCCUAUUUCUCUGUGUUUAACUAUUUGCAAAAUUAGAGAGGCACGUAAUGGAGUGCUCACUCAUUUGGUUCUUACUGGGUAAAAAUGCCCUGUGUACGCUGUAGAGGCUUUUUGUCACUGUUCUUUGUACGGACAAUCUUGCUUAGGACUGAGCCAUUUUAUCUUCUUAAAAUCAUCUUUGAGAAAGCUUCUGGUUCCAUUUAUCUGUGUAUUUUAAGCACAUUUACCUGUGGUAUACUCUUGUAUAACUUCUCCUAUGCGGUGCUGUCACACUGUGUGCCGUCCAAAGCCUCUGAAAAAUAUCAGGAGCAGGAAUGAGACACAGACAAUCGGAUACAUCACUUAAAGGAACAUUCUAAGCACCAUAACAAACGAUGGUGAAAGAGGUUGAUUGUUACAAUCUGCCUGCACAUAGUUGCUUGUGAUUGCAGUAACAUGAAAAUAUUACUGUCGGCUAAAAGUCUGUCCCUUCUACCUUUGAUCUCAACUGAAAACGUUUUAGUUCUGUCUCUGAUACCCAAAUCUGUACACUUUCUCAGUAUAGCAUAUACACGUGGUGGUACACAACUAUGCAAGUCCCAGCUUUCCUUGAACAAUAACUCUCUGUGUACAGUUCUCUUGAUAUAGUACUAGUAACUGCAAUAUGGUGGUUGGAACUUUGUAUAAGAUCCGGGAGAUGCAAUGAAAGGCUUCUGAUUGGUGGAGCCGCUUCCUGCUUUGGCUUUUUGUUGCUACAGAUUGCCUGUGCAAGUGCAGAAUCUUUAGGAACGUUAGGUAAAUACAAUAUAUUUUUUUCUACUAUUAUUUAAAUUAAUUUGUGUGUCCCUUUAACACAGCGAUCUGCCAAACAGCUUGUUUAAUCUUUAUAUAAAAUUAUAUAUCUUCUGGAAUAUAGGUGGAUUUUGCACAAUCCAGCCCUGGCAAAACGUUUCUUCUGUCUUAGUCGUGACAUCACAAUUAAAAUUAUUUGUAUAGCGCCAACAUAUUCGGCAGCGCUGUAUAAUAGGUAAACAAGACAUAGCUUUCUUUCUAACAAACCACAUUUGACAUAUAUUUACAGGAGGUGACGAGGGCCCUAUGCCAAUAAGCUUACAAUCUAAAGACAAGCUUACAGUCUCAAGAUUAGAGUAUUACCGCAUUGCAAUGUGUCAGGAGACAGGAUGCUGUUGACCUGGGGCUUCCAAAUGAGGUCAGACCCAUAGAAGUUGUUUAAAUAGACAGCAGGACUAUUUCGCUAAAUGCUUGUGGUUUAACAGUAAGAAGAGACAUUUCUCUGUUGAUAUACAUGUGCCCAGAUGUACAGUUUAGCUCCUUCGUGGACCCUCCCUCCCUUUUCCAUCCCUCUGGUGUUUCUGUAGCCUAGGGCUCCUGUCUGUGUUAUCAAGAAUGAACUUGCUAAAGGUAGAGGGAUGAUGAAGCUGUCACCAAACUCAUUGUUACACAGCAUUCAGCCACAGCCUGCACUUUCCCUGUGCUGUGUGUACAGAGCUCUGUAGAGUAAAAGGAGUCUCUCACUUUCCCUGUGCUGUGUGUACAGAGCUCUGUAGAGUAAAAGGAGUCUCUCAUUUUCCCUGUGCGGUGUGAACAGAGCUCUGUAGAGUAAAAGGAGUCUCUCACUUUCCCUGUGCGGUGUGUACAGAACUUUCUGUUUUUUAUGAAUCUACCAGUGUCUGAGCUUUGUCCAUCUUGUGUAUGCAGUAGACAUGUGAAAUUUGUUUAGUUCCGAAUGUGAAUUUAGAUGUAUUUCAGGAAAUUCGGACAUUCGGAUGCUUCAGAAUGUCCGAAGUGCCGAAUUUCGGGAGGUGCCAAACCGAAUUGCUGAAGUGCUUCAGAUUUCUGAAAAGUUGCAAUACAAGAGAGGGAGGGAAAUGUACAGGAAUUUUGGCCAAUAAGCUAAUUCCUUGCACUGGGAGCCCUAUAGAUGUGUAAGUGGUUGUGGUGGUUAGGGGGUGUGUGGCUAGGGGUAGGGUUAGGGGUAAGGGUAGGGAUUAGGGUAGGGUUAGGGAGCCCUACAGAUGGAAGAAGAGAUCACACAGCUCCCUCGCCGCUUGUUGUAUGGAGAUAGGCGCCCGACCCACUGGACCCCAGGGACAAGUCCGCGCCAGCUCUCCAGGUAGGGAGGCUGGGUGGACAAUUUUUUUUAUAAAAAAUAAUAAUUUGUGAAUGUGUGUGUGUCUGUGAGUGUGUGUGUGUCUGUGAAUGUAUGUGUGUGCUUGUAAGUGUGUGUCUGUAAGUGUGUGUCUGAGUAUGUGUGUUUGAGUGUAUGUGUGUGUACGCAUAUAUAUAUAUAUAUAUAUAUAUAUAUACACACACACGAGUGUAUAUUAUUUUUUUGGGGGGGUGGGAAUCUUGGGACAGUUCCCACACUUUAUUCCCCAGGACUUGACCCCUGCCGGCAGGGGAGGUCUCCGGAUCUCCCCUGUUGGCUCAUGCAGAGCUGACGCUAUCUGAGUGCCGGCUCUGCUCUAAGCCUCCAUGGGCCGGCGGGGAGAUCAAAGAUCUACCUCACCGGCCCACAGCAGCAUGGAGGGAAGCAGGAGAGGACCCGGGGAGCUCUAGACAGAAGCUCCGCCAGGUUCCUCUCGCGAGAUCUGAGCGUUGCCGCCGCAAUGCUCAGAUCUCGCGAGAGUGAACUCUAGCCCCACAGGCUAGAGUUUACUCUCCCUUGGACAGCAAGGAUCCCCCCUCCCUACAUAAGGUAAGAAGGGAGGGGGGUUAUUUAUUAAUCUGCCCCCACUUUCACAAUCCCUCCAAACAUACAGCACACAUACACACAUACAGCACCCACACACAGCACCUACACACACACAGCACCCUAACACAAACAGCACGCACACACAGCACCCUCACAUACACAGCACAGAAACAGCACCUUCACACACACAGCACACAUACAGCACCCACACACACAGCACACUAACAGCACCCUCACAAACACACACACAGCAUCCUUACAAACACACAACACCCUCACACACAGCACACAGCACCCUCAAACAAACUGCACACUCACACACAGCACACUAACAGCACCCUCACAAAUACACAACACAAACAGCACCCUCACACACACAUAUCACACAAACAGCACCCUCACACACACAGCACACUAACAGGACCCUAACACACAUACACAAACACCCUCACACACAGCACACUACCAGCACCCUCACACACAGCACACAAACAGCACCCUCACACACAAACCGCACCUUCACACACAGCACACUACCAGCACCCUCACCCACAUAGCACACUAACAGCACCCUCACAAAUACACAACACAAACAGCACCCUCACACACACAUAUCACACAAACAGCACCCUCACACACACAGCACACUAACAGGACCCUAACACACAUACACAAACACCCUCACACACAGCACACUACCAGCACCCUCACACACAGCACACAAACAGCACCCUCACCCACAUAGCACACUACCAACACCCUCACACACACAUCACACUAACAGCACCCUCACACACACACAUAGCACCCUUACACACACAGCACCAUCACACAGCGCACUAACAGCACACACACACACAAACAGCGGUAUAUGUGUGUGUGUAUAUAUAUAUAUAUAUAUAUAUACAUAUAAAUAUAUAUAUACAUGCGGCGUGUGUUUGUGCUUUAGGGUGCACACCCUAAUGCAAUAGGCUGCGCACGCCUAUGGUCACUGUCUGUGCAGAGCUUGGUGUCACUGCCUGUUUAGAGCUCACUGUCUGUGCAGAGCUUGGUGUCACUGCCUGUUUAGAGCUCUUGUGUCAUUGCCUAUAUAGAGCUAUUUGUUACUGCCCAUACAGAGCUCUGUGUAACUGCAGAGCUCAGUGCCACUGUCGGUGUCACUGUCUAUGCUCUUCCUGUGCUGUGUACAAAGCUCUAUGCCCAGCGCUAGUAGUGAGCACACUGUCUGCAAACCUAUUAAUAAUAAUGGCCGAGCUAGGGUGGUGGAAUAAAUGGCUCUGGCCAAUUCCUGCUCUGUUCUUGCUGAACAAAUGCAUUUUGUAGCUGCUAUCAUUGCUGGCAUUUCACUUACAGAGCUUGAAUACUAAUGUAAUAACCUUAAUGCCUGCUAUUCCUCGUCAGCAAAGCUGGCACGGCUAAUCUUGGCAUCGUAGUUGUCGACGGAAGCGGUUUCUUUCUCCUGCCAGUGCUGUACCUGUGCUGUGUAAACACGUUAAGCCCAGCGUUUGUUGUGUGUACAUGUCAUAGUGUAUUAGUGUAUUGCCGUAUAUUGACAUUGAUUCACCUUGCCCAUCUCUGUACACAUGCCGUGUCCUAUGUGCAGGGGUGGGCAAGUUCUCUUCUUAGGGAUUUACUGCCUAAACUCUGAGUUAUACUGAAUAAUGCUUAAAUAUUUAAGGAAAAAAUAGCUGAUAGGGAUUAAUUCUCCAAUUUUGGACAGCAUUGCUGUAUUUCAUUGAAUUUUGAUUGAGAUUUAAGCUCUCUCGAGUUCUAAUAUUGGUGAAGAUCUGAUAAAUUCCAUUUUAUUUGGAAUAGAUAAAAGCAUAAAACAAAAAGAGAAACUCUUUAAUAUUAAUUAUACAGCACACUUCGGAGAGAUAAAGUGUAGUGAUGUCCCGAACAGUUCGCCGAACGGUUCGCUGCGAAUGGUUCACCGCGAACUCAUCGUUGAGUAAACUUUGACCCUGUACCUGACAGUCAGCAGACACAUUCCAGCCAGUCAGCAGCAGACCCUCCCUCCCAGACCCUCCCACCUCCUGGACAGCUCACUAAGAAUGCAGAUUCACAAUGAAUGUAAAAUGGAUGCUGUCCAGGAGGUGGGAGGGUCUGGGAGGGAGGGUCUGCUGCUGAUUGGCUGGAAUGUGUCUGCUGACUGUGAGGUACAGGGUCAAAGUUUACUCAACGAUGAGUUCGUGUCGAACCGUUCGGGACAUCACUAGUAAAGUGUUAAGACUUUAAUCAAUACAAGUGUUAAUAAUACAAACCUGUAUUGCCAGAAAUGUAAACAUAAAUUUAAAUUUUUAGGCCGCAUAGCAAUAAUUCUCCGUGUUUUCAUGUCAGCUGUUUCGGCCUAACACUUUUAAAAAAAAAAUAGAUUUAAACACUACAGGCACCAUAACCACUGUAGCUCGUUGUGUAGUGAUUAUGGUGCCAGAUGUUCCCUGGAACCACCCUAUCGUGAGGAAUCUAACCUUUUUUGAAUGGUUUGACUUUUUACCUGGCAGCUGCUGGGCACUGUUCCAUACCUUCACUACCACUAGUCGUUACUUCCUCACCAGAAACUUCUGUUACCUCUCUUGAGCUAAGCCCUGCAAUAUGUUGCUGAGAGUACUAUAUACUAUAUAUUUCUUAUUUUCCUAGCUCGGAAUAGCCCUAUACCAUAUACUUGUUGCUGAGAGUGUCAGCUGAUCGCUAGAGAAACCCCAGGUAAGAAAAGGCAGUGCAGCUAAGACAUGCUAUAGACACCAGAAGCAAUACGUUAAUGGGACACUCCAGGCACCCAGACUACUUCUGCCCAUUGGAGUGGUCUGGGUGCCAACUCCCACUACUCUUAACCCUGCAAGUGUAAUUAUUGCAGUUUUCUAUAAACUGCAAUAAUUACCUUGCAGGGUUAACUCCACCUCUAGUGGCUGUCUACUAGAGGGCACUUCCUGGUUUCUAGCACAGGAAACCUGUGCUAGAGCAUCGCUGGACUUCCUCACGCUAUGUGAGGACCUCCAGCGUCGCUCAUUUCCCCAUAGGAAACCAUUGAAAUGCAUUUUCAAUGCUCUCCUAUAGGGAGUGCUAAUGCGCAUGCGCGGCAUUGCCACGCAUGCGCACUAGGUCUCCCCGCCCGAUGGGCGGGAUCAGUCUCGCCCACCGGCCGACGCAAUGCAGAGGAGGAACGGCGACAGAGGAGGAAGCAGCGACGAGGGGAUUGGGGGGUGGGAGGGAGAGGGAACCUGCAGUGCCAGGAAAACGGAUUGUUUUCCUGGCACUGGAGUUUCCCUUUAAGCCGUAGGUGUUCUGGUGACUACAGUGUCCCUUUAAGGUGAAUUUACUGUUUAAUGUAGUUGUUCUGGUGAGUUUAAUCAUUGCCUGCAGGCAUUUUAAUGCAAACACUACAUUUACAGAGAAAAGGGAGUGUUUACAUUGCCCCCUAGGGACACCUCCAAGUGUCCACUCCUCAGAUGGCCACUGGAGGUGCUUCCUGGAGCAGUGCUGCCCAGUAGGCAGCACUGACGUUCAGCAUCUCCAUGCUCUGCAUGGAGAUGCUGAGUUUUCCUCAUAGGGAUGCAUUGAUUCAAUGCAUCUCUAUGAGGAGGUGCUGAUUGACUAAAACCGCAAUUGGCCCCCAUCCCGCCUCCCUACUGAUUUCAGCCAAUCCAAUGCUUUCCCUAUGGGAAAAAUCAGCAGGUCUGGUGAUGAAAAUGGGGGAAAUGAGGGUAGGGACUGGGUCGGCGGACUCGCGUGGCACUGGAAAUAAGGUGAGUUUUCACCUUUUCUAAGGGGGGGCAAACCACCUAAAUGGUGGAUUAAACACUAUAGGGUCCGGAAUAAAUAUUUGUGUUCCUGAUCCUGUAGUGUUCCUUUAAUCUGCCAUACACUGUCACGUGCACCGGCUUUAAACUCUGAAUGUGACUUUAAUGAGUUGAAGAUUUAUUUUUUCCAAAUCAACUUUGUCAGCCUUAAUUUUGCCGUUUAGAUUUUUCUUUGUUGCAGUUCAGAGAUAUCCACUGAAGUGCGAAUUGUCUGGAACGUAGAGUAAAUUUAGACCAAGGAUACUGAACUGGUGAUACCUUAUCUGGCUUGGUGAAUGUUCCCAAUUUUGCUGUUUUGGCUCGAAGUAAGACAUUCACUUUGAUUUCACACUUUAGUUAACAAGUCUGGUAGAAUGUUAACCCCUUGGCUAAGCUGUUGAAAUUGUUGCAUCAUGUUGUGAACAUUGAUUCUAAACACUUUCACAUUUCAAAGCAAAUAAAAAAGUUUUAAAAAAAAAAUGAUGAUCACGGUUUAUGCUUAAACCGGAACAUCUUGCCUUGUUCUAUAAUACUUUGUCAAAUAAAAUAAAGAAUUAAAAAAAAAAAAAUGAAACGUCAAACUCUGCUCUGAUUAUUGUAUCUGUUUGUAACAAGUUUGCAGAGCAUUGUGGGUAAUUGUAGAAGUGUGAUAUUUGCCUAUCUGCGGUUGUGGUAAAUGAUACAAGCCAGCACUUCUCCUAACCUGUUUGUGGUGGGUAGAGUGAUGGAUGUGUGGAGCCUGGCACGGCCACUGCCCGGACUAUGCCAAUCAGGGUGCGGUACUAUGACUAUUAUUCCCAACUUCCUCUGAAUCAUCUUCCUUUGUCUCAGCCAUUCCAGGCUUGCAGGUAACAUGCUUCUCUGAGUCACUGCUAACCUCCUGCAGAGCCCUUUACAGUUAGCUGCUGCUGCAGAUCAUUGCAGCAUUAACCCUUGCAGAGCCACUUACAAUGACACCACUGCAGAUCAUUACAACAUUAACCCCAUGCGAUGCUUUACACAAUUAAUUAACUGCAGAACAUCUGCACCCUUAAAGGGACAAUAUAGGCACCCAGACCACUUCAGCUCAUUGAAGUGGUCUGGGUGCUGUGUCCUCUCACCCUUAACCUUGCAAUUAUAAUUUUUUAAGUUUUUGAUAAACUGCAAUAAUUAACUCCACCUCUAGUGGCUGUCAAUCAGACAGCCACUAGAGGCACUCCUGGGCCUUUAAGUGGCUUUUGGAAUUAGGUAAGUGACAGAAGGAGCUUUAAUCCCUUCUGCACCAUAGGGGUCUGAAGGCGGGAGGGAGGCAGGCACUACAGUAAGCUAUAAUGUUAGGAAAACAACUUUGUUUUCGUAGCACUAUAGUUUUCCUUUAAACCACUCAGAACUUUAAUUUAUAAGCCAAUAUUCCAUUACUGAGCCUUAAAGUGGCAGUCUUCUCUUCCCCUCCCCCCUGUGAAAAAUAAGUAUUUCCUCUAUUCCUGUAUUAUGCUUAUAGAGCUAAUCUACAAUUGAUUAACUAUUUCCCAUUUUUUAUUGCCAGUUUUGACACUGCUAUUCCCAUCACUCUUAUCCACUGGUUGUCUGUGUAUUUUCACAAUAAUUUAAAUGUGUAUAUUAUUAACAUCUUAUUAUUUAAAUUUUUGUUUUGUUUUUUUACAAUAUCUAUAUAAAAGGACAUUUUACCCCUAUCUAAUUUUGAUAGGCAAAAAUUGAUAGGCAUGUUCCUCAUGGUGUUCCCCUUUAUAUUAUUACAUAUGUUUGUUUCAUACAUUUUAAGAUUUGACCCAUUGUGUUGUGAAUAUUGCCUGAUGUGCAUUAAGGUUCUAGAAUUUUUUAACCAACCCUUUCUCUUUUCCUAAUAUAUUGAUGUAGCCCUUAUAUAUUUGGAUUAAAGAUAUGCUUUUCUGACAUCUCACAAAUUACUUCUGAAAAGACAGUCAGGGCAUUUAGUGAAGGCUAAAUUAGGUUUCCCAUGUUUCCUCUGGUAUGAUGAUGUUAUGUGAGCAUCCAUUAAAGGGGCAUUCAACGAUAACAACCUAAGCUGUGUGCACAGGUUAGGGUGUGAGGAGAACUCUUGUCAUUGUGUUCAAUUGUAAAAUCGAGGACAAAAUUGUUAAUUUCCCAAAACUUCCCUUCUUCCACAAUGUUAAAGUAAGAAAAGAACAAUAUUCAAAGCAAUAAAUGAUGGUUAAGUAUAGGGACUUAUGAAGGAUGUAAGGACCAAAACUUGUGUGAACUGGCUGACUAUGAAAUUACUUGAUAAACUGGUGCGCAAACUAUUUAAAUAUUCUAUACACGUAUCACAAUCUAUAACAAGUAUCAUAACAAUAGAAACAAUGUGUAUAAGAGAUCACGAAGAUACCCUGUUUAUAAAAACAAUCCGUGAUCCACAUAGGUGUAGCACAAUCACCAAUGUGGUAAUUGGUAAUUGGCGAAUAAAACCUAUAGAUACACACUCACAAACAAAAUAUAUUGUUCUUUCAUAAAUAAACAUGAAAUGGUUAUAGUACCACAGCAAACAUUAAGGCUCUGGGGGGGAUCAACCCCAUGUGUGCGUACGAUCCAAAUCAGUCACCACCAAUUGAUAACUAAGUUUCCAAAACUUUAUUCAAACUUGAAACCCACUCUGUAUUGCACAAGGGAAAGCAGUUCUGUAUAUGCAGCUCAGUCCUCUGUCUUCUCAGGGGUCCACUGAUAUCACACAGUUCUUAUUUCACACCGAUAGCUGUAGUGCACUCUGACACUCUCCCUCACAGUCUGUUUCCGGGUUUGGCAAGCCUAAUAGCCUAAUAGUGACACUAUGUAACUGUUUCUUUAUGAGCACUUGCACUUUGAAUUAGACUAUAGCGCCAUCUUGUUCUAUUUUUGCUGAUUUGACUAUGAAAUUAGUUAAGGUAAAGCUGACGUUGCACACUGUGCCCAUGCCCUUGCUGCUUCAGUCUUUUUAACACUGUGAUAUGUCCCCUUUCUUCUACACUCACUAUAUCCACCUUUUCUUUGUCCUAGACUGCCUUCCAGAAGCUUCUGACUACUAGUAAGAAGGGAGGGAGAUAAGUGGACAAGUGAGUGCUAGGGCACAGUCCCCAGACAGAAAGCAUACAGCAAGCUAAUAAUUAGAUGCGUUUGCGCCAAGCUCAGGGUACUGAAACAGCGUUGUCUGCCUUAUCCGCCUUCAGUUAGCCAGCCUGCUUGAUUGGCAGGCAGCCUGGUAUUCAUUUAUAGCCGGCUGACCUUUCAUUUAUUCGGACUGACCUGCUUCCUUUCCCCUGGUGGGUCCACCCCUUUGCGCAGUGCAGGUUUUCGUCACUGGCCCACCUCCAUUUACCACGCCCACUGACAUCCUACUUCACAGGACGCUGAUGCUGAGAAUAUGGAUUUGGUUGAGAAAUGAAAGUGAGAGAUUAGCAUAGAGCAGUGAUGGCGAACCUUUUUGAGCCUGAGUGCCUAAACCGCAAUACAUGACAACUUUGUUUCCUCAAAUUGCGAACUCGGCAAUUAAACCUGAAUACUGAGGUUUAAGUUUAGAAAAAACAACUCGAACUAGUUAACAUCUUUUGUUUUAAAAGAAGAACACAACAGAGAGUUCAAUGAUACAAAUGAUAAAUAAUGAUAUAAAUUAUAGAUAAAACGAAGCUUAUAUUUAUUAGUAUCUCCAACAUAUACAAUGCAUACAUACAAUACAUACACACAGACUGCUGAAUACAGUCACAGACUGCUGAAUUCAUACACACAGUCCGCUGAAUUCAUGCACACAGUCUGCUGAAUACACACACAAACAUACACACAGACUGCUGAAUACGUAAACACAAUCCACUGAAUACACACACAGACUGCGGAAUACACACAAACUGCUGAACACAUACACAGACUGCUAAAUACACACACAGACAGACUACUGAAUACAUACACACCGUCCACUGAAUACAUAUACACAAUCCGCUGAAUACACACACACACACAAACAUACACAAAGACUGCUGAAUACGUACACAGUCUUCUGAAUACACACGCACAGACUGCUGAAUACAUACAGACUGCUGAAUACACACACAGAAUGCCGAGUACACACAGACUGCUGAAUACAUACACACAGUCUGCUGAAUACAUAAACACAAACAAAGGCAGGUGCCUACUCUGCAUUGCUGCCGACCAGCGCCCUCCUUCCCCCCUCCCCCCGGCGACCUAUGGCCAUGUGCCCAUAGAGAGGGCUUGGCGGGGUUCGCCAUCACUGGCAUAGAGUAUGUGUUUUCUUAUAGCUACAUCCGGAACCACCUCUACUAGAUACAUGACGCUUGGGGGGUUUGACUGUUUUAGUGUUUUCUGUCAAUAGGAUUCUGUAAUUAGGACAAUCAAAACUGUCAGCAUCAGGCCCAAUGGGCCCAAUUCAGUCCUACAUGCAAUAUCUUUAUUAGCCCACAGUUACCUGUGGCACCACUUAUAAAAUAUUAUCUAAUUUUUAUUUUAUUAAAGGCAUACACAGCGCUACUGAAUUUGCUGGCGCUAUAUAAGUAAUAUAAUAAUAAUACUCCAGGCACACGCUGGGCACCAACACAACUUAAAUGCAUUGAGUCUCCUUUAGUCUAGCACAUUUUUAGUUUGCUAAAAAAGAUAUUGCAGCUUUCAACAGCACAAAUGUCAACUGCGCAUAAUCUUUCCCAAUGGAAUCUUCCUGAUAAAAAUUACGUAUGCAACUGAGUAUUCCAAAUCAGUGAUGCUUUCUGUUUAAAUACUUCGGUCUUUGAAGUUCACUUUCAAUUCUCACUUUAGUAAAUAAUCCUGUAACACUCUCUCUGCUGCACAACAUGGAUAGAAAUAAAAAGUCUGAUAGGAGGGGCUUACAUUUUGUAAUUUUCGUCAGGUAUGUGCUAAAGAUCCUGAUGCACCUUACUGAUUUAAACCAGAAGGUCUCAGUAUAAACACUGUCAGGGUGAUGCAGACAGCCAGGCAUUUGAGGAGGAAGAUGUGAAUUUAGUGAAGGAACGAGAGCUAGAUAGUAGAAGAUAGAAUUUAUGGUUUGGAUAGAUAAAGAGUCUGUAAACGACUAAAAUUGUUGAAUCUGGAAAAACACUUCCUGUGGUUAUUCAUGAAAUGUAAAUCGGAAGACGUUCGUACUGAAUUUAAAAUACAUUUAGAAUUUUAAGCCGAAUAGCCAAAAAAAACAACUGCAGGGAUAUUCACUAAAGGGAGAAUUUUAAAUUUAAAGGGACACUAUAGGCACCCAGACAACUUCAUCUCAUUGAAGUGCUCUGGGUGCAAUGUCCCUUUAACCCUGCAAUGCAGUGUCCCUUUGCAUGAGGACGUCCAGCGUCCCUCGCCAUGCGUGCGCAUUAGUUUCCCCCAAAACCCUGACAUCAGAGGAGAGGGAGAUGUAAUUUGUGUUAAAAAAAAAAAAAGGGGGGGGGGGUUUAACUCUUUAAUCAUAGUGUUCCUUUAAGACUUGUUAAGCUGAAUUGGAAGCACAGCCAGACUUAGCAAAUUUUUCCAGUUUGGUUAAUUUUACUUUCAAUUUGAAAUUCGCUUUGAAUUUACCUUAAAUUCUCACUUUGAAUUCUUUAUUUUUGUGGGUUUGCAAGUCAAGAAAAUCAAUUACAACAUGUGCUCAAAGAUAUAUCAUGUAACAUAUUACAUACUAGACCAUCAUUGUAUGUUAUAGAAUUGCACAGGUGCUGCGUCUACCCGUUUUUGUUUUGUUAGUCAGGCUAAUCCUCCUCUUAUCUGUAUGGAAGAAGUACAGUGAUAUGUCUGGGAAGGCUUGGUUAAAAGCUCAGUGUGCCCUGCUGAUCGAUGUGGGGUGUCAUGCUUUGCCUAGGGUAAUUGUGUUGGGAGGUUGGGGGAGUUUAAACAGCAUGGCCUGUGGUUGCCCAUGGCCUUGUGUGGGCCUUUUGGUCGGUCCGAGUUUUCCAGGUGGUUUGCCUACCUUGUGGUGUAGAGGUAUAAACAAGUUGGUUGAGACCCCACUCUGUCUGAAUAAGGGAGGGGGUGGGGCGGGGGGAGGUGAGGGGUUUACGUAGAUCAUGUCGUUGGCUGUCCGCUUACGGAGCCAUGGUGGAGAUAGUAUCUCCUAAUCUGAACUGUGAAUGUUGAGCUAAAGUAAACAUUAACGCGGGAGUAAAUGUAAAACGUAACGAGAAGUCAUGUAUACAUGCAUAUAAAACUGGUAUAUAUAAUGGGCCUAAGAGGCCUUCAACUGGGAGUUGUAGUCCCCAUUACAAAGAACAUCAUGUAAUGCUGUAGGGGUGAGCGUUCGCUCAGCUCAAGUUGGCUGGUCCGUCGCCCUUGGUACCGUUCCCCUGGGUGCUAAGGGGGUGACUUCUGCGAGAUUCCAUGGUGGGCGGGCACCUGUGUUCACCGCUGGCGUUGAGAUGCCUAUUGACUGGAAGAAAGUUGGUGCCUCUGAAGCGCUCAUUAGGAGGUGUGUCUUUCCGUCAUGGUCCACCAUCAGUCUGUGGGGACCCUAUUUGUAAGGGAUAGAGUGAUCUCGUAGGUGCUGCGUAGUGUGGCGGAAGGUUCUGCGCCAUGUGAGGGUGUGUCUCGACAGGUCUCUGUACAGUGUCAGGCUUGCUCCUCCAAAAGUAAUUGUGGGGGAACCCCGUGCUUCUCCCAUAAGGGCCCCCCUGUCAGAGUCCCGAACCAUUUUAUGUAAUACAUCCCUUGGGGCAUCCUGUGGUGCCUUUGUGGCCUUAGGGAGUUGGAAGCAGGAGUCAAUUCCAACCUGUUUAGCCUGUUUUGGGAGUAACAAAGUGGCUAUCAGCCUUCUGCAGUAGUGUGGCAAUUCCACGGUAUCGAUCGUUUCAGGUACCCCUCUAAUACGCACAUUUCGUGCUUUUGCUUUAUCUUCCAUGCCUGCUAGCUGGGCUGCCAGUGUAGUACACUGUUUCUGUUGGGAUCCUAAAGUUGCGUCUGUGGCCGUUUGCGCCACCCUAGUGCUUCUGAGUGUCUCCUCCGCUGAGGCCACGCGGCCUGUAAGCGUGUUUACAUCCCCUCGAACAAGUGCCAUAUCGGCGUCAAACAUCGCAUCAUGGCCUUUAUAUCGGCUUUUGUGGAUGGUGCCAGGUCACCUAGGUCUGGUGGCUGCUGGGGCUUAGUUUGUACCUUAAACUGUGCAGGCAGGGUGUCCGGUAGGCUGUCGUCGUCUGAGGACUGCGAGGUAAAGGCCUCUGCCGCCCUAUCUUGGCGGGCUCAUGGCGCUGGGUCGGGCGCAUGAAAGCACCUAUAUCUCUGGAUCCGGAGCUCGGUUCCACUCUGUGCUUUUUUGCUUUUUUCCCCAUGGUCCAGGGCAUGCAGGGGGGUGUUUUCUCGGGACCCCGUUGUGGAUUUAGCCUCCGUUUUAGCCUUAUUAUCGGGUCGGCGGUAAGCUGCGACUUUCUCGUUCAGGCUCCGCCCCCCUAAAUUCUCACUUUGAAUUCUCGAAAAUUCUUUGCUAUUAUGUUCUAAUAAUUUACUAGUCAAACUAACACCUCACUGUUUACUUAAUACACAUUUAUUUGACAUCCCCAUUUCUACUUGGCAUACAUUUUUUCAUCUCUAUUGCAUACAUAUCAUAUUAUCAUGCCGUUAGCACAACAAAAAUCACACACAAAACCCUGAACAUUGUGCAGUGGUGUACGAAUAUGGGUUAUAUGCGGUGCAGCCAUCAUUUGGCCCUUAUUGUCAAUGAACUUAGGGAGGUGGCAGCUUGUAUGUCUUUAUUCUCUGGAAGUCUAGUGCAGGGGCAAGUAGCCUUCGGCACCCAGAUGUUGUGGACUACAUGUCCCAUAAUGCUGAUAAAGCACCAGGGUAGAUGUAGUCCCCAAAAAGUGCUGUGCCGAAGGUUGCCUAUACCUGUUUUAAUAAUCCCUCCCAACAUUGGGAGGUAUUAAACUUGAACAGGGGACAGUGCGACUGUGUCAAAUGAUGCUUUCACACUGUGCUUGUGGCAGACAGCUUCUUGGUGUCUUUGGAUGUGGACCAACCUGGAGACCCUAAAAUGGGUAUGCCCCACCUGACCUGGCACUGUUGGCUCUAGUGUGAGAGAGUAGUGAUACCUAUUUCUGCCAUCUUCUUCGCCUUACACAGCACCCUGUACCCGAUUAUAAUACAAGUCGGCAUUAUUUCUCCUAACUUUAUUAUCAUGUUACAGCUGUAUUCCUUAUUAUACCCUACUACAUAUUAUUAUAUUUUUAAAAUAUUAUUAUAAAUGCCUUUACGUAAUUUUACUAAUCCUGCAUGUUUCUUUUCAAGUACAGACCUCUCCUGUUGAGUAAUAAAACAUCAUUGGAAUCUUUACUCGUUAGUCACUAAACUCUGUGAUUUGUCUGGGAUUGACAAGUGAAUGUCAAAUUGUAGGAGAUUACAAUCUGAAUGGCAAAAUUGAGGCUAAACGCUGUGAGUAUAGCGGAAGUGGGGAUCGUUUACAGAUCUGCUGUUUUUGGAUUUAAAUUUUCUAAAACAAAUGUGAAUUUGAUGAACAGUUAAUAUUCAGAUCUGGGUAACUUCUACCAUCUGCUCGUACCAGACACACCCUCAGGUGGGGCGUCUGGCGGAGUACAGCAAACAGUGUCGGCACGUCAGCUUUGAGAAUUUUAUCAGAAACGUUGCACUUUGCUCUUUUCCAAGUGUUUAUUACAGUCUCAGUAAAUUAUAUGCAUUGUAUUAUAUACAUGAAUUUGAAUGUAAAACAUUGUGGUUGCAGAAUGCCCAAUAAGGAUAUCUAUAGUAAAUUUUCUUCAUGGCAAAUUACCAAUAGGUUUAUUUAGAAAAACAAACCUGCUUAUUUUACGCCUAUAGUUCCUGGCACUGUCUCUGCUAUAAUAUAUUGAUUAUUCAUAUACCCACCUUGUCAUCCAAAUGUCCUUCAUUUGAGAUGAAAUGUCACUUUUAAGAUUUUUUUCACCCCUCAAAAUUCUAUUAAAUUUUAUGCUAAAUGCUGACUAUCUUUAUAUGGGAAGCUGUCAAUAUACCUGAGAUGUAGAUAUAACUAUGAUAUAGUGGAAGUCACUGGUAUCACAUGAUGCUGUGUGUGUAGUAUGUUGACAUGUAUGUGUGCACGUCUCAUCUUUUGAGCAAUGCAUCUUUUGCAUACAUGUGCACAGCAUUAUGGCAAAAGAGUGUCUAAGAGCGAAAGCACGUUGGGAUUGGUGAAUUCCAGGAAUUUCCAGGAGUAAGGUUAGUGUUCAGAGGAGGUAUUCUAUACUAACCUUCGCUGUGCAGCUCAACAAGAGGGUUUCUCUGAAAUCCCUGAUCAGGAUAAUAGCUGUAUAAAUUCAUUAAAUGUUCUGCUAAUUUAAUAAAAAGAGACAUUCCAGUUGCACAAAGUCUAACAAUAUAUCAAAAUGGGCACCAUACCAAAAGACUCCCAGAUUUGCUUUCCAUGAUGCCAGGUACCUGUUUAUUUUUUGUUUAAUUUUCUAUAAAGAAUGUAAGGGUUUUAACUGAGCUAGAUUCUAUCUAAAUCUACAGAUCAAACCUCCGGUCAAUAGGAGAAUUUGUUUUUACACUUUACAAAAGAUCACCAGUGGGGUACCUCAGGGAUCUGUACUUGGACCCAUUCUCUUUAAUAUUUUUAUUAGUGAUAUUGCAGAAGGUCUUGAUGGUAAGGUAUGUCUUUUUGCUGAUGAUACUAAGAUAUGUAACAGGGUUGAUGUUCCAGGAGGGAUAAGCCAAAUGACAAAUGAUUUAGGUAAACUAGAAAAAUGGUCAGAAUUGUGGCAACUGACAUUUAAUGUGGAUAAGUGCAAGAUAAUGCAUCUUGGACGUAAAAACCCAAGGGCAGAGUACAGAAUAUUUGAUAACCUAACCUCAACAUCUGAGGAAUGGGAUUUAGGGGUGAUUAUUUCUGAUGACUUAAAGGUAGGCAGACAAUGUAAUGGAGCAGCAGGAAAUGCUAGCAGAAUGCUUGGUUGUAUAGGGAGAGGUAUUAACAGUAGAAAGAGGGAAGUGCUCAUGCCAUUGUACAGAACACUGGUGAGACCUAACUUGGAGUAUUGUACACAGUACUGGAGACAGUAUCUUCAGAAGGAUAUUGAUACCUUAGAGAGGGUUCAGAGAAGGGCUACUAAACUGGUUCAUGGAUUGCGGGAUAAAACUUACCAGAAAAAGUUAAAGGAUCUUAACAUGUAUAGCUUGGAGGAAAGACGAGACAGGGGGGAUGUGAUAGAAACAUUUAAAUAUAUAAAGGGAAUCAACACAGUAAAGGAGGAGACUAUAUUUAAAAGAAGAAAAACUACCACAACAAGAGGACAUAGUCUUAAAUUAGAGGGACAAAAAUAAUAUCAGGAAGUAUUACUUUACUGAGAGGGUAGUGGAUGCAUGGAAUAACACAGUGAGGGAAUUUAUGCAUGGAGGUUAACAAAGUGAGGGAGUUUAAGCAUGCGUGGGAUAAGGCUAUCCUAACUAUAAGAUAAGGCCAGGGACUAAUUAAAGUAUUUAGAAAAUUGGGCAGACUAGAUGGGCCGAAUGGUUCUUAUCUGCCGUCACAUUCUAGGUUUCUAUCUACCGAGGACAGAGGUGACUCCAUUUUAUUUGGAAUGCAUUCCCUAAAGAUAAUCACCUAGGAACAUGGCUCGAAAUGCCUCCUCUCAAUCAAUAGUAAAAGGGAAGUAGCUGGAGUUAUUCAGCCAGUCUCUGCUCCAAGGUUAUCUUAUUGUAGGAAAAAAAGCUCCUGUGGGACAGUUGCCCAGGAGCCUGUUAUAAACAUUAAAUGUUAGCUAAUCAUUUCUUACAUCCCAUGCUAUCUGCUUAAACUUAAAGUUGCAAGAGCGUAGGACUCCAAUUCUGUUUGAGAAACGCAAUAAUUACAUUGCAGGACUAAGACUGCCCCUAGUGGCUGUCAAUCAGACAGCCACCAGAGGCACUUCCUGGUGGCUAACCAACUUUUGAUCGCGUAACUAAUGCUGGACACUCUCACGCUCUGCAUGAGGUCAUCCAGCAUUAGGUAUAGGAAAGCAAUGAGCCAAUGCUUUCCUAUAGGGAGGGCCUAAUGCCCAUUAGCCCACCCCUCGUCAGAGAUGGCAAAGCGCCCACCCAGCGCUGAGGGAGAUCUGCAAUGGAAUCGGGUCAGUUUUUUUUAAACCCUUUUUUUUAAACCCUUUCUUUGCUUGUGUGGGGAGAGGGGUUAAGGUGGGGAGCGGGCAGCAGAGGGAACUGUAGUGUAAGGAAUGCAACUUUAGAAUCCCUUUGAGAAAACAAAUCUUAUCAAAAAACUGAAAUAUCAACUUUGAGGAUAUCACAGCAAAUGUGGUUUUCUCUUAUAAAUAUUGCACAGUCACAAUAUAGAAUUUCAAAAUAAUUCCAUUAUACUUUUGGCUGAAAGCCACAGGAGCCAGACAUCAAUGAACUGUAAAAUGUUUCAGUGGAAAGAUGCCCUUUUGCCAUAUUUUAGAUAGAAAUCUUAGGAAUUACCUGUUGCCUUGUUCAUUCAAAAAGUUGACUUCUAAAUGCACCAAAUAGAGUCUAUGAGAAAGGCUUCCUGGAGGACAAAUCUCAGGGGGGAGAUUUUUAUACACACACUCAUACAUUUUGCAUACAUAGCAGCACUCCAGGGGACACUGUAAGAUCAUCAGCUCAUUAAAGAGGUUAUAAUGGCUGGAGUCUCCUGGCACUAUCCUUCCAUUUAGAAUUAAAUCAUUUUUAAUAUUUUAAUGCAAAACAAGAGUCCCUAGCAGGCAACUCAAGCCCAAAAUCACUGACUAAAAUGUAUUGUGUGUGUUUCACUUAUCACGCACUUAUUCACUAAAAAAGCGCUCCACUGUGUUAUUUUGCUUUUUUGGUAAAUUUUUGUGUGUUGAAAGGUAGCACAUUACAGUGAGGUAGCAGCUAUUAUAAUUAUAAUAACACGUGUGGAACACAUAUCCACGUUUGUAUUUUUAUGAAUAUAUCAUUAUUUGUGUAAUAUAGAGCUGGUACUAUCUAUUAUUAUUUUGAACCCAUCUCCACUGUACUGCUUGCAUUGACGUAACUAGGAUUCAAAAAUCAAAGAAAGGCCCCGCUUAUCGCCCCAUGCAGACGAAUGGACAAAUUGCAGAAAAUUCGGGCGAAAACAUGUUCCUCCUACUUUUAUUUCGAAACAGAAAUAUCUUGAAUAUAAAUAAAAUUUCGUUAUAUAUAUAUUAAAUGACAGUUUAUAAGAAACUAACAUAAUUUUGCAUCAGGCUUAUCUGAGAGGGGAGAUCUCUCACUCUGUGAACAAAAAAAUUAUUAAUGCAAGCUAUCUGCAAGAAUAUCUUUAAUCCUAUUCAUGGCUCUAAUGAAAACUCUGCUCAGCAGUUUCUCCUUUGGCAUACUUUGCAGGUCACCAAAACUGCCAUCUGGUGGUGAAAUAGAGUGAAUAAGCUACCCAUAAAUCCUGCAAUUUAUCGAAUUGGCCUGAUGUUGUCAUCUGUUGUAUUUUCUUUCUGUCUUCAAAUGGAAUUUUAAAUUUAAGGACAAAAUAGCUGAAUUGGACACAUUCUCCAAGUCAACUAUGCUCCCACUUUGAGUAUUUUGGCCCUAAGUUUUCAAUGAACUUAAUUCACCUUAAAUUUACACUUUAUCGAAUAACCAGGACCAAGUUAAGAUGGCUGCAGAGAGAGAGAUGAAUUGGGGUUGUGCUGCAAAGGGAUGUUUGCUUUUAACCAGAUGGCUACAGUUUUGGUCUCUGGACCAAUUUUGGUCUCUGUACUUUGGGCAUGAUGACCCAAAGACGUAUUCAUUUUGGGAGAUCUACUGGAGGCUCUAGAGCAAGUGUAUGCACUAUAGAUAGACAUUUAGAUAGAAACUACAAGCAUGUGUUUCACAUUUUCAUCCCAGAAUGCCUUGCACAUAAUAGAAGUUAAAUAUGGCUGUUUUAACAAACAUUGUUUCUGCCCUUUACAGGCUUCUCUCAGGAGCUCCACAAGACAGCGCACCUGUAGGUGUGAAAGCUAACAGGACAGGCGCUCUCUAUGCUUGUCCCAUUACGGACAGCGCCACAGACUGUUUCAGGAUCUCCAUCGAUCCAGAAAGUGAGUAUGAGAAUCACGCCUAAUAGAGCCGGUUUCACUUUUACAGUAUGAGCAGGGCUGCCUUAGAAUGCACUGCCUGACACUAUAUCUCUGUUACAAAUGCCAUUUUUAAACUAUCUGUCCACCUGUCUGCCUGCCUACCCACUUACUGUUAUAUCCGAUCUAGAACUUACAAUAUUUUUUUCACUGCUUAAUGGAUUCUUUAUCAUCAUUCACAUUCCACCUGCCUUAUGAAGUGGUUCCGGAACAACAGUCAGACAAUCAGAAUUCAGCUUUGAUUUCAUAUGCUUCCGUUUCCUUUUUAAUCCUAUCACUCCUUGCAGUUUUAACCUACUUUCUCUAAAGUGCAUGCCUCCUUGCGACAGUCUCAUAGUUGACAUUUGGAUUAAUUUCUAAAAAAGCCCUUUCAUUACUUUCCCAUCAGGCGAUCCUAGCAAAAAUAUUAUUGAGAAUAUGUGGUUGGGCGUCACAGUCGAGUCACAAAGAGAUGGAGGUCGGGUGUUGGUAAGUGGACAAUGUCUUGUAUUCUAUAAGUAUCAAAGUAAAAAUGAUAGCAGAACUUAAAGGAACACUAUAAGGUCAGGAACACAAACAUGCAUUCCUGACCCUAUAGUGCUAAACCCACCAUUUAGGUGGCUUGCCCUCCACUUAGCCCCCUUAAAAGCAAUUAAAACAUACCUCAUUUCCAGUGCCGAGCGGGUCCGCCUGGAGGAAAACAUUGGAUUGGCUAACAUCGUCAAGGGGCGGGUCCAAACACCUUUUUGGCCAAUCAGCACCUCGUCAUAGAGAUGCAUUGAAUCAAUGCAUCUCUAUGAAGAAAAUUCAGCGUCCCCAUGCAGUGCAUGGAGGCACUGAACAGCAGUGCUGCCUACUGUGCAGCACUGCCCCAGGAAACAGCUCCAGUGGCCAUCUGAGGAGUCGACACUUGGAGAUGUCCCUAAUGGCAAUGUGACAAUGAUUAUACUCACCAGAACAAAUACAUUAAGCUAUAGUUGUUCUGGUGACUAUAGUGUCCCGUUAAGGAUCCAUUGGCUCUAUGUGAAAACAAGGAGGAUUGUGGGAUAUCAGCUGACUAUUGACGGCAUACUGUAACAAAUGCAACUCUUUGAACUUGUCGUACUGGGCCACCUCUUAUGAAGCAGGAGAUUCUUGGUAAUAAGCUGACCAGGUAGAAUUCAGGGUAUCUGUUUACUAAGGAAGGCAAAAUUUAACUAAGUCAACACUGAAGACUAGCGAUGGCAAAGUCAAAUGUAUGUUACGCAACAAAAACAAUUGUGUGAAAAUAAAUGAACAUCUGCUUAGCAGAAGAAUAACCUUUAAAUUCUAAUUACCCUUGAUGUAUGUGUGCUGCUUUUUGUAGUAUAGCCAGGGCUUCCCCUCUGGAAAAGGAUGCUUACAGCAAAUGCUUAUUGGAUUACCAAACUCAAAUUACUAAAUUGAAUGCAGUGCGGACGUGCAGCACACCUAGAAUUUUCAUCCUCUUUACAAAUCGAAGUCUAGCAAUCAUACGAUGGAUCCUACAUUAAUUUAUUAAAUAUAUUUUAUUCUAAUAUUAUUCCACGCAAUAUAUUCUUUAUCUUUCCUGGUUAGUUUCCUAGUUUGCUAGUUCUGAACACGUCCUACGUAUCCCGGUUGUGUCAUUUUCCUAAAUUCUAUUCCCUCAUUAUAUUAUGUAUAUUCUUGUCUUUUUCGCCCUGCUGUGAAAACUUACUGGAAUCAGCCCGGCAUCUGCUUUGCUUCACGAUAAUCAAUGAUGCUGAAUUCUUUGAUUUAGCACUAGAGGAUUAUUGGACAUUAACUCUCUAUGUGAACAGAUGUAAAAAAGCAAAUAAGGUUCUGGAAUAUUACUCCAGUGUUUAGAUAUAUGUCAGCCAAGCUUGUGUGUGACUGUUCUAUUAGAUAUAUAUAUAUUUUUUUUUAUAGGUACAUGGUAAAUAUUAAUGCCAUUUACAUACGUGGAAUAUUGUAAUCAAUUAAAAUAUUUUGGUGCAAUAUUAAAGUGAGAGACUCAAAUUGUCAUGUAUUAUGUUGGUACCUUUUUAAAAAGAGUCGGCAUUAAAACUUGGACUGUACGUCCGUUCCUCAUGUUAUUGCCAGAUAUGCGAAGCAAGCAGAAGCAAGCUGAAUUAGGAACAAUGGUUGUGCAUGUGAGCAGAGAAUCCUGUUAGACUGGCACGUUACCAGAGUCUAAUAAUUUUGGGACGUAGCCAUUUCCUAUGAGCAAAUAAUUAUGUGAUGUUAACACUGUGUGGGUAUGUCACUAUGCAUAAGGAUUGUUGGAAGACCUUACUACAUGUGAAGUGAAGGAUUAUGGGACACAUGGCAAAGCUUUAUGGGAGUUAUAGUCCAAGAACUGUUAGGGGUUAUUUUAGCAUUCUGCCAUUUUGUAUAAGAGACAAAGUAUGGCACUUUGCACAAAUAGAUUUUAAUUUGAGUUCUUAUGCAUUAAUUGUAGACUCUCUGCCCAUGACAGGUAUGUGCCCACAGAUAUACUGCAGUGCAGUGGUCUGGCAAUGAGGAUCAACGCAGAAUGAUUGGAAGAUGCUACGUUCGGGGGAAUGACUUAGAAUUCAAUGACGAGGAUGAUUGGCAAUCAUACCACAAUGAGUUGUGUAACUCUAACAAAGACCAUGAACUCACAGGAAUGUGCCAGCUAGGCAUGAGUGGAGGCUUCACAAAAAAUAUGGUGUACUUUGGGGCUCCAGGGGCCUACAACUGGCAGGGUAAGGCACACUAAUUGGAAUUAUGGAAAAUGCUAGCAAUUAUGAUUGCGAAAAAUAAAAUGUCAGCAUUUUAAAGGGACAUUGUAGACACUAUAACCAUUUCAUCUCAUUGAGUCUUCUCGCACUGCCCCUAGACCAAGCAGCACAGAGGGGAGGUGUUUCUGGGGUCUCUAGUUUAGUAUUAAAACUUUAAAAAAAAGUUUAACGCUUAAUCGAAGCACAGUGCGUCCAGACACUAUAAUCACUUCAAUGAGAUGAAGCAGUUACAGCGGCUAUAGUGCCCUUUAAGCUGUGAGUCAUUCAAUUUUAAAAUAUCUAGUAAAGUUAAAAUUCCAGUUUUAUUGGGUCAUUGAAUCUUCCUACACCCAGAAGGGUAUCAAAACCGCUUUCUGAGCAUGUACCUCCUGUUUCAGAGCAUGUGCCUCCUUUUUUGAGCAUAUACCUCCUUUAUUUGAGACUGUACCUCUGGUUUCUAAACAUGCACUCCCUGUCUCAGAGAAUGAAGCUCCUGUUUCUCUUGAGUAUACUUAUCUCUGCAUCUCUAUCUUAUGCUUAUCUCUGUCUCAGAACAUAUACUCCCUACCUCUGAGCCUUUACCCCUUAUUUCGUGUACCUCCUGUCACCCUGUUUAUGAGCACAUACUGCUUGUCUCUGAAAAUGUACUCUUUCUCUCUCUCUCUCUCUCUCUCUCUCUCUCUGUGCCAGUACCCCCUGGUACUGAACAUGUUCUCCUUUCCUCUAAGCAUGUACGAUCUGUCUCUGCAAAUGUACCCCCUCUCUCUGUGCAUGUACCUCUUGUUUGUGGGCACGUAACUCCCCUCUCUGCGCAUGUAUUUUUUGUCUGUGGUCAUGUACCCUCUGAUCAGUUGUAUUUUCAUUAUUAUUUUUCAGGUACUGAUUUCAUUCUACAGAGAGACACAAACUGGGACAUGAAGGAGUUCUCUUAUCCUAGCAACAAACAGUACAAUACAUAUAUGGGUAAAAGAGUCCUUAUAAACUGUCUUAUGUUUCUCUCUCAAUCGUCCUACAUUGGAGAAACCUUUGUUUGUUAGUUCAGAAGAUGCAGUGCUCCUAGCACCUACUCAUGGUGUAUUCAGAAAAGGGUAUAUUACUAGAAGAGUGUGUAGUGCCUUUAAUUUAUCCAGGGUCAAAAAGAAAAAAAGAAUACCAUUGAUUUAGGUAAUAAUAUGUAUACCACAGAAUAUAUUUGAAAACUAGAGAAAUGUAAACAUAUGAUUCUUGGUAAAGCCACGGUUGUUAUUAUUUGUCUUCUUUAGUUCCUUUUAUUUCCCCAAUCCUGUUUUUUUUUCCUUAUUUUACUCAUAUGUUUAUUAAAAUGAUCUAAAAAGUGACAAAUUCCACCAGUUUAGAGAGAGGUGGGAAAAAAAAAGUUGUGGAUUAGAAUACAUUUCUGUCUGAAAAAGUGGAAGAAAGAUUGGUAGAUCUUUUGCGUCUCUGAAAAAAGUGCAUAUAUGUGAAAAUAAAAGCUAGGAUGCAAAAGAAGCAAAAGAUAAAAUAUAUAAACCAGACAGACUUAAUAAAUUGUUCCAAGAUUUGUUAAAUCUCACCCAUUGGAUUGCUUCCUUCUUAAAGCCUUGAUUGGUUCUUGCCAUAAUCUCCCACCCUGCUCUGCCAAUAGGAUACUCCGUUCAGAUUAGCACGGGUGUGCUGCACCAGGACCAGGUGACAGUGGUGUCUGGAGCCCCUCGCUGGGAUCAUAGGGGUGCCGUGUUUCUACUCGAAAUCCAGGGGGACGCUUUGGAGGUCAGAACUUUCCUAACUUCAGAGCAAGUGGGCUCUUAUUUUGGAAGUGCUAUCGCUCUUGUGGAUGUUAACAAUGAUGGGUGAGUACAGACCAUAUAAUAUUUUAUUGUCCCUGUGUGUGGUCUGUUUGAGUCCAUCCUUUGGGUGGUCUUAAUUAGUCUAUUCUACUAGUCUAUUCUGUCUGUCUAUCCUGCAUAACGUUAAUUAGUCUUUUAUGUGUAUGGUCUUUCUCCAUUUAUUUUCACCUGUGUGUGGUCAGUAUUUGUCAAUCUUGUUUGUGGUCUGUAUCAGGUCCAUAUAACGUAUCAUCUGUAUUGGUGUGUCUAAUGUAUGGCCUGUAUUGGGCUGUUCUGUGUGUGGUCUAUGUUGGUCCAUCUUGCUUGUAGUCUAUAUUGCUUAUCAGGCAUAAUCAGUAUUGGCUCGUCCUGUAUAUGGACUGUAUUGCUUUGUCUUGUGUUUGCUCGGUAUUGGGCCAUCCUGUGUGCGCACUGUGUUGCUGUAUCCUGUGUUUGCUCGGUAUUAGACUAUACUGUGCUUACUCUGUAUUGCUUUAUCGUGUAUUAUUUGUUCUGGGUUUUUUUUUUGUGUGGUCUGUAUUAACCCCAUCUUUUUUUGUGGUCUGUAGAGGCGGACCCUGUGUACAAUCCAUGCUAAUUAUCUUGUAUAUGAAUUAUAUUGGUGGAUUAGAUGUGCAAGGCAUGUAUUGGUGUAUGCUGUAUGCGGUCUGCGUUGGAAUGUCCUGUGUUUGAUCUUUGGUCUAGCUUAAAUUUGGUCUGUAUCUGUCUCUCCUGUGUGUGGUUUGUGAUGUUUUCUCGUCCAUCCGGUUUGCAGUCUGUAUUAGAUCCUGUGUGUGAUCUGUAUUGGCCUUUCCUGUGUGUGGCAUGUAUCGAUUUAUUCUGUGUGUGGCAUGUAUCGAUUUAUUCUGUAUGUUACAUGUAUCGAUCUAUUCUGUGUGUGGCAUGUAUCGAUUUAUUCUGUAUGUUACAUGUAUCGAUCUAUUCUGUGUGUGGCAUGUAUCGAUCUAUUCUGUAUGUUACAUGUAUCGAUCUAUUCUGUGUGUGGCAUGUAUCGAUUUAUUCUGUAUGUUACAUGUAUCGAUCUAUUCUGUGUGUGGCAUGUAUCGAUCUAUUCUGUAUGUUACAUGUAUCGAUCUAUUCUGUAUGUUACAUGUAUCGAUUUAUUCUGUAUGUUACAUGUAUCGAUCUAUUCUGUGUGUGGCAUGUAUAGAUUUAUUCUGUACGGUACAUGUAUCGAUUUAUUCUGUAUGUUACAUGUAUCGAUCUAUUCUGUGUGUUGUCUCUGGCCUAUCUUGUUUGUGGUCUAUAUUACCGGUAGAUCUUGUGUGCAACCUGUUUUAGGUGAUGCCCGGUUUUGGUGGCUAUUCUGUAUACUUUUUGUUGGCCUAUUAUUAUUAUGUGUUUGUCUGUAGUGUAGUGUAAUAUCUCUUGUUGCAGAAACCCUUGGUUUUUUUCUUGUUUUUCAUUGGAAUUAUUUGACCACGCAGUCAUGCUAUCCCCUCUUAUUCACAGCCUGCAGGACAUUGCGGUAGGGGCUCCUUAUUACUUUGACCGGAAGGAGGAAGUGGGUGGAUCAGUCUACAUUUAUACCAACGAGGCAGGGUAUUUCAAAAAUGAGUCAUCUCUGGUGCUGCGCGGUCCUAGUGCCUCUGGGUUUGGAUUUGCUCUGGCAAACAUUGGAGACAUCAAUCAGGAUGGAUUCACUGGUAAAGUCCUUCUCCUACUGUGUCCAUUUAAUUUACACUUGUAACCACUGUCUCUCAUUCUGCAUGCAUUCCCACUCUACCUGUACACAUUCAUCUGUACCCACUCUAUGUACUCCAAAAAGAGGGGUUAUAUUGAAAGUUUCCAUGUGGCACUGGAGAGGUUAUAUGGCGUAAUAGGAGGAGUUAUAGAGAGAGGUUAUAUGGAGUAAUAGGAGGAGUUAUAGGAGAGAGGUUAUAUGGAGUAAUAGGAGGAAUUAUAGAGAGAGGUUAUAUGGAGUAAUAGGAGGAGUUAUAGAGAGAGGUUAUAUGGAGUAAUAGGGGAGUUAUAGAGAGAGGUUAUAUGGAGUAAUAGGAGGAGUUAUAGAGAGGUUAUAUGGAGUAAUAGGAGGAGGAGAGAGGUUAUAUGGAGUAAUAGUUAUAGGGAGAGGUUAUAUGGAGUAAUAGGAGGAGUUAUAGGGAGAGGUUAUAUGGAGUAAUAGGAGGCGUUAUAGGGAGAGGUUAUAUGGAGUAGUAGGAGGAGUUAUAGAGAGAGGUUAUAUGGAGUAAUAGGAGGAGUUAUAGAGAGAGGUUAUAUGGAGUAAUAGGAGGAGUUAUAGAGAGAGGUUAUAUGGCGUAAUAGGAGGAGUUAUAGGGAGAGGUUAUAUGGAAUAAUAGGAGGAGUUAUAGAGAGAGGUUAUAUGGAGUAAUAGGAGGAGUUAUAGAGAGAGGUUAUAUGGAGUAAUAGGAGGAGUUAUAGAGAGAGGUUAUAUGGAGUAAUAGGAGGAGUUAUAGGGAGAGGUUAUAUGGAAUAAUAGGAGGAGAGAGGUUAUAUGGAGUAAUAGGAGGAGUUAUAGGAGAGGUUAUAUGGAGUAAUAGGAGGAGUUAUAGAGAGAGGUUAUAUGGAGUAAUAGGAGGAGUUAUAGAUAGAGAGUUAUAUGGAGUAAUAGGAGGGAGUUAUAGGGAGAGGUUAUAUGGAGUAAUAGGAGGAGUUAUAGGGAGAGGAUAUAUGGAGUAACAGGAGAGCUAUAGAGAGAGGUUAUAGGUGGAGUAAUAGGAGGAGUUAUAGAGAGGUUAUAUGGAGUAAUAGGGAGGAGUUAUAGAGAGAGGUUAUAUGGAAUAAUAGGAGGAGUUAUAGGGUGAGGUUAUAUGGAGUAAUAGGAGGAGUUAUAGAGAGAGAUUAUAUGGAGUAAGAGGAGGAGUUAUAGAGAGAGGAUAUAUGGAGUAAUAGGAGGAAUUAUAGAGAGAAAUUAUAUGGAGUAAUAGGAGGAGUUAUAGGGUGAGGUUAUAUAGAGUAAUAGGAGGAGAUAUAGGGAGAGGUUAUAUGUAGUAAUACGAGGAGUUAUAGAGAGAGGUUAUAUGAAGUAAUAGGAGGAGUUAUAGAGAGAGAUUAUAUGGAGUAAUAUGAGGAGUUAUAGAGAGAGGUUAUAUGGAGUAAUAGGAGGGGUUAUAGAGAGAGGUUAUAUGGAGUAAUAGGAGGAGUUAUAGAGAGAGGUUAUAUGGAGUAAUAGGAGGAGUUAUAGAGAGUGGUUAAAUGGAGUAACAGGAGGAGUUAUUGAGAGAUGUUAUAUGGAGUAAUAGGAGGAGUUAUAGGGAGAGGUUAUAUGGAGUAAUAGGAGGAGUUAUAUGGAGAGGGGAUAUGGAGUAAUAGGAAGAGCAUUUGAAUGAAUCUUCCCUAAAUCUGUUUCUUUAUUGUUUGCAGACCUUGCAGUCGGGGCUCCCUUCGAAGAUUCUGGUAAAGUGUAUAUCUACCUCAGCAAGGCUAAUGGCCUACAAAAUAAGCCCUACCAGGUAAAGUUGCCUGCUUUACAAUUCCUCUUUCAUCCUUCACGUAUUUCACAUAUUUUUUAUUGUCCCUUGCCAGUACUUCUUUGGAGGUAAAAACAUGGUAUAAAGUUGUGCUGCCUCCUUACAGGUGAUUGAUGGUGCCCAGGCGGGCAGUGUAUCUACUUUUGGCUACUCUCUAAGUGGAGGACUUGAUGUGGAUGAAAAUUCGUACCCAGACAUUCUCGUGGGCAGUCUGACUGAUCGCAUUGUCCUACUGAGGUAGAGGGAGAUUUCAGGGAAAUUGUGGGCUUUGUGAAAUGCAGUUCUAUACUGAUUCCUGUAUUUUUAAGUAACCCUUUCUGUAAUAUUUUUUUUUUUCGUCUUUCGUGCAGAUCUCGUCCAGUUAUUAAUAUCUCAAAGAGUUUCAAGGUGACGCCAUCACUAGUCGAUCCCAGUAAAUGUUCCUCUACACAGUGGUGAGAUGUCUGUUGUCCCCUCUGUCAGUAGCCCCCCUAACCAUUUUCGUUAUUCCAGCAUUUGCCUCUUCUGCAUUCUCUAUCCCAGAUCCCACAACUAAUGUCAUCCUUAUAGCCAUUAGUUUGUGAUAUAUUAUUAUUUAUGUGUCGCCAAUCUGUGCUCCUUUUUUUAAUGUGGUUUUGUCUUACCUUUAGUCUUUACUUUCUCUUACUUUCAGUCAUGGUGUCCUACUUUCCUGACACUUUCUCUGAGUAAAUCCUUAGUCCGCUCUUCUCUGCUCUCGCCAUGAUUUUAUUGGUAUUCAUGUAUUCCUGUAUCUGUCACUUCAUCGGCAGCCUACUCUGCUGACUUUCAAAACUUUCUACAAAUUUUAAGCACUGGUGGAGGAGUGUGGGAAAUUUUGGAUCUCACUUUUUAUAUCCAGGAUUUAUAUUAUAUAUACAUAUAUAGAGUAGUCUGCACUCAUGGCCCAUGUUAAAACAUAAUGUUUAUUUUCUUUUAUAUAUAUAUAAAUAUUUAUAUAAAUAUAAAUCCCCAGCACUCACAUUUAAGGCAUUCCACUGCCGGGCGCAAAACCAAGGCUCCAAUAGACAAACAAUCCAAUGAGGGAGGCUGCUCUCCGGACUUAAAACUUCAAUUUAUUAUAAUGGAUUAAAAAUGAUGACCAAAGUUUUGGUCCCUACUCGGGACCUUCUUCAGGGUCAAAUACAACAGUUGUAUUUGACCCUGAAGAAGGUCCCAAGCGAGGACCGAAACGUUGGUUGUCAUUUUUAAUCCAUUAUAAUAAAUUGAAGUUUUAAGUCCGGAGAGUAGCCUCCCUCAUUGAAUUGUUUUUAUAUAUAUAUAUAUAUAUAUAUAUAUAUAUAUAUAUUACACAAGAUCCAGUGCACUCGCUCAUCCACUAAACAGCACCUUCAAAGCUCACAUAUUUUAUGAGUUUUUUUGUUUUUUUUUAAAAACCUAAUCUAGGCAAAAAUAUGAGGCACAGGGAGGGGUGCAAAACCAAGGAGUUGACCUAGACUCCCAAAUACAUAUAUAUAUAUAUAUAUAUAUAUAUAUAUAUAGAAAAAAAUAUAUAUAUAUAUGUAUAUGAAACUAGGGGGCUGCACUCACCUGAACAUGCAUAAAUGGGGUGCUGCUAGGGCCAAUUCAUACAAUACACAAGAUCCAACGCUCUCGCUCAUCCACUAACAGCAACUUCAAAGCUCACAGAUUUUAUUAGUUUGUUUCGUUUUUUUUUUAAAACAACUAAUCUAGGCAAAAAUAAUGGGGGUUUAGUUACAGUAUAUGAUCAUACAUUGCAUAAGCCUGUCACAACAUCAAAUGGCAAUAUAUAUAUUUUAUGGGGAAUAGUUUAAAUUGGUGCCAUAUUUACUCAUCGCACCUUGAAGCACUACAUAUACUGACCACACUUGUUAAAAAAUCUUAUUUCUUACCCCAGUGCAACUGCCAGCUAGUUAAAACACUCGGCAAACUUGCACUCACAGGAUUUGCUGUAGAAAAAUCUUCACUGUUUUAUUUCAAGAAAAAGCAGGCUAUAGCAUACAUUUCAACAUUUCAGUCUAACACACGAGACUAGCGUCCUGAUUAACAGAACUUGUAAUAGGUCCUUGACAUACCCGAAACAAUUUUCUAUUUUUGUUUUCUAAUACCAUUAAUAUUUCUAUGCCCUUAAUUCUUGCAUAGCCUUUGCUCUGUUCAUCAGCCAACCUCUCUCCCUUUCUGCAUCACUAUUUGUUAAUAGCUAACAAUUCUCAUUGUGUCUCUUUAUACAGUAUGACUGUCGAGAUCUGCUUUUCAUACUUGCUGAGUACUGGAAACCGCAAUGUUCAAAGACAAAUCAGUGAGUAUCUUCAACAAUUGGCUGAUUGCCAGUUGGACGCGCAGGGUAAAAGACAUCAUGCUAAAACAUAUAUGUUAGAACUCAUGUUGUUAAUGCUUAGUAAGUUAUUGUUCUUUGCAUGUUUUUGACCUGUAAUAUGCUUUUUUUAUCUGUUGCAUAUUUAUGGUAGCGUUCCUUUAAAUCAUCAUUCUAGGGCAAGGGUAGGCAACCAUGUUAAUCCAAAUGCAGUGGGCUGCAUCUCCCAUAUACUAUUACAGCCAUAAUGCUGUCAAAUUAUCAGGGGUGAUGUAGUCCUCAACAUCUCUAGAGCCGAAAGUUGAUUACCCCUGUUCUAGGUAGUAUUUACGAUCCAUUUAAGAAAGUUUACAGCAAUUCACAAGAAAUAAAUGUAACCCUUUUUCCUAUGGUGUUGAUGUGUAAAAUAUUGUUGUUCUGUAAUAUGAUUAUAAGUGAUAUGAUAUUACAUCACUUCUAACCCCUUCUUUUUAGUGUUAGAAUACACCCUAGAGGCAGAUUAUGACAGAAGACCUUACCGUGCAAAGUUCUUCAAUUCUUCCAAUGUACACAAGGACACCUUCUUAAUGCCAGACAUAAAAUGUAAAACCAUCAAGCUCCUCUUACUGGUAAGAAUAUAAUCUUCAGAAAACUUAAAUAAUGACUUGAUGACUUUCACCAUUUGACACAGCUGCUUCCAUGUCUUAUGGUGGCCUUCAGACUACUUAAUGACUGUCUUGGUGACAACUAGUGUGAUAGUUUUCCUGGUUUUCCAAUUCUCUGUUUUCUGUCUGUUCCUCUUAUUUCUUCUAUCUCCUUCUCCUCUUCUCAAGUUUAUACUAUGUGUCCAUUCAAUCUCAUUCCUGUGUGCAUUCCUUCUUGCUAUAUUUGAUACUCCUAACAGUUCUGAAUCUGCCAUAUUCUUUUCUAUAAUAUUCAUCUUUGAUCUCAUGCAGUAGAAGCUGCGACCCUGUGACAAUGUUCUCAACCUCGUCUUCUGUGCUCUGUCUCUAACGUCUGCAUCAUACCAUUUCCAUGCUUUAAUCACCAUCUGCUAACUUCCAAUCUUAAUGGGCCUAUCUCCAAGCUUUUUACAUCCAAUCAACCUUGGUCUGGCAGGUUCAUCAACUCUCUUGGUUUGCACAAUUCCGAACAAUCUUCAGUUUCUCCUUCCGGCCACGUUGACCUUCUCCUGUACUAAUCAGCUGCUGAAGGAGAUUCCUUCCAUCAUACCAAUCCCAUCUCCUUUUUAACACUGUAAAUCUCUCUCUCUGUCUCUCUAUUUCUCUCUCUUCUGAUAUUUUCAAAACCUCCUUCAUAUCCUAUAUAUACUAUAAUCACUUCCUCACUAAAAUUAACAUAUUUCAACCACACAAUUGUCCUAUCUCGGUAUAUUUAUUACAUACGUUUUGUGUGUACUUGUCUUAAUAACGUUUUCAGUUCCAGUUCUAUCUGACCAUUUUAAGUGUAAGCUCUCCCCAUCGCAGUAUACUCACUCUGUAUUAAACCAAAAGUGAACAGUGAUAAAAUCUGUACUAAAUCUAAAAGUCACUGCUCACUAAUUGUUUAUUAGUAUUAAAGGUUAAUUCAUGACUAUAACUCAAUACGCCUAGUAGAUAUCUCAUCCCCUGGCUUAGGUACAUACAGACGAUUCUUCUCAGAUUGUCUGGAUUAAUUUCAACGUUUCUUUUCUGUGUUUUUAUUUCACAUUAUAAUUAUAGCCCUUGUCAAUUGAGUAUAAAUCUGAAUCUUUGUGAAUGUAGGCAUUGGAAUGAAAAAACACUGAGAGUUAACAUAUUAUACAAUAGAUAGCCAGACAACUAAUUUACAGUCAGGAAGUGGUCAUUUAACUACGGUACACAUUGAGUUCCUUAUAACAUCAGUGAGAAUGAGGAUGUGGCUUAAGUAUAUACAGACUAUUCAUCUCAGGGUCAAUCUUCUGGACUGAUUUCACUAUACCUUUUCUGUGUCUCUAAUUCACAUUAUAGAUAGAGCCCAUGUCAACAAUGUAAAUGCCCACUAUAGAAUUUAAAGUGAAUUUCUAAUUUUAUGCCAAAAUUAUUAAACUGGAAAAAUUCUCCAAGUCGGCUAUGUUUGAGUACUUCGGGUUUUAAUUUGAAAUCACUAUGAAUUCCCAAUACUGCUCACUUUAAUGUUACUCCAUUAUAUAACAGACAGCCAGACAAUUAAUUUACUUAUUUGGACUACGACACACAUCAAGUUCCUUAUGAUAUCAGGGAGAAUGAGGAUGCGGUCAAUUACAGCAAAGACGAAAGAUGAUAGUAUGUAAAAGUAGCUAAUUUAGCAACUCUGUUACCUAUAAAUAGACACUUAAGUGUGAGAAGUAAUGGUAUGAAUUAAUGGAGAAAGCCAUAACUGAAUGAAGAGUCUUUUUCUUACUCCCCCUUCCAGUAACUAAAGCAGGUUUACCAACAAUCUAUCACUUUAGAAUGAAAUGUAUUCUUGCAUCAGGAACAUCCUGUACUGUUCAUUUUAGUGUUCUGGAAUUUCUCUCUUCAGAAUUCAGAACAGUUUUUGUCAUGAGAUCUUUAUCCUGAUUUAUACUGUCUUACCUUAAUGGUAGAUCCACCAUUAAGAACUUGGUUGCUAGCAAGGCAUGGACUCCUGUAAAUACGCGUCACUGUAACUUUGGCCCGAGCAGAAGCACUGACACAGUGUGACGCCGUGGGCCCAUCACCCUCUGCCACCUGUAGAGUUCUGGAAAAAAAUCCUAUGGACAGAUGAGAAGACGAUUAACCCUUAGUGAAGUAAUAAGGAUUUCCACGUGCACUAAAGCAAGUGGGGUCUUUGGAUCCUGAUAGUUAUAUGUAACCCUUAUCUGUCACUCAUAGGGGAUCGCAGGGCUUCUUCUUGGCUAUUAGGGAGUCCAGCUAACCUUUGCUGUAUUAAAUAAUUAAUAAUUAUGAAUGCUAUGGCUAUGGCUGUCUGAGUGCCGUGGGAGUCAUUGUUCCACAAUUUUUGGAUUGUUGGUCAAAUGCGCAUGUAUACAAAAUAGACAAUGCUAUGGAGGAACAAGAGCUUUUAAGAGCACGUGUAGGGAUUUGUGACAUGUGACAUUUUGCAUUUUAAAACCAUGUAGUGACCUUCCAUCCCACAUUGAAGAUUACAAACUCUGCAUUGUUGGAAGAUGUAACGCUUAAAGCUCAUAUAUGAAGAUACUACUUUACACAAAGUCUACCCGAUUUCUGGUUUAGCCUUAAUUUUGUACUUUGCAGUGCAAACAAAUAAAAUGGCAGAAUUUAUUGUUUUAUUACUCAAUUUAACUUCAAACGGUUACUCCAACAAACAUGAUCACUUCAGUGUUUCAGCUUGAGUUAUUCUCAAUAAUGUGCCAUGUCAAGUUGUACCCCCAGGACACGGGACCCAUGCAGUCCAGAACUCUGUUCCGGGCUGCCUCGUGUGAAUUCUGUGCAUAAAUUACAUAGUUUGCCAGUGUACAGUGCACGCUGACAACAGGCAUUAAAAUCUUCCCCUUUCAUACUCCCUCCCGCCUCCCUCUUUCUGUGCACUCUCAUGCCUCCCUCUGUGCUCAUUCGUGGGUUUCAGGUAAGUAAAACCUUUUUACUUCACGUUUUACUGCAAAUUGAGUGGGGUACCUGCCCCAGUAGGGCUUAUUAUCUCUCAAUAAGGUUAUACUAACACUUUAAACUUAAAUCCUCAUGUCAAUAUUGAGCUCCAUUUCCACAAUACUGUAACUUCUUGAUUGUUGUGUUUUUACAAAAUCAGCAAAUACGUGUUUAGAUCAUUUUAUCUCUGUCAAACUACUAACAACACUGAGUAAAAUCUUUCAUCAACAGCAACACUCCAGUAAAUAAUACAAACUUGAGUGUAACUGAAGACAGCUUCAUAGAACAUAUUGCAUUUUUAAAACCCCUUUCCUCUGCAGUAAAGACCUGCAAGAAGUCAAACAUACGAUGGAAUUGGUGUAGUAGCCGAGUGUUUUGAGUGAAUGCAAAGUACCAAAUCACAGUGUAAUAUAAAAAAAUGAUGCACAAUGUUCUAUAACAAUACACUAAUACUCUAUGAUACAAUGUCUUCCUAAAGAUUUUGCAAAUAUUUAAGGAUACAUAAAUCUAACAUGCAAAAAUGUGUAAGAUCUUCAGCCAAGACCUUGUGAAGUAUAACAGCUUGUCCUCUGGAUGGUGUCAGUGUGUCCAGAGAGUCUCAAGGAGGUUUUAGCUAAACAAAAUUUUAUUGAAGGAAUUACUUGCCCAAAUAUGUCAAACCAGUCCCGCUCAUGAGACCAGUGGAUCCUACUGUCAUUUUAACAGGUUUUCAGGCACAAACUAUUAGAACCAGCUAACUGUUUAAUAAAUCUUGUUACUCUGAGAGUGCUGCCCUCCCCAGUGCAGUGCAAUGUAGAUCCAUCUAAUUCCAAGAAGACUCUAAUUAAAUGUGUUUUAAUUAAGUUACUUUUGGUACAUAUGGUAUUAUGAUUGACGAAUAGAGUCACUGAGCUUAAUUUAUAACUAAAGAUGGGUUUGCCAAGCUAAUAUGGGUACCUGUCAAAAAUAAUUAGGAACACUAGUUACAGUGAGUGUGUUGUUCAUUGGGGAUGUGUAGAGCAGUGAAUGAGCAAAACACCCCAAAAGCUGCUUUGGAAUACAAUUCAGUUACGGUAGAACCUGGACACUUUAGUCUUCCCUCCUCUUACGAUCAUCCCUUUCUCACCUUUUGUGUCUUAAUUUUUAUAUUCCUUGGCUACUGCCUUGUGUCACACUACUAAUACAAUUAAUAUCCCUCUUCUUUAACUUUAAACCAGGACAAUAUACGGGACAAGCUGCAUCCAAUCCAACUCUCCCUAAACUACUCCAUCGUAGAGAAGAUGCAGACAUCACCUUCAGCGGUCCAGUCUCUAGAUAACUAUCCCAUUCUUAACCCAGAGCAGAGCACCACUGAAGUGCUGGAGGUGAGUUUAACUUGUUAACCCGUGUUCUCGUACAUUUAAUAACAGAUAUUUAUAUCAUGAUACGUCUAAUAACCGUUUCUUCAACAAGUAUCUCUUACAGUAUCUUCAAAUAAUCAACUCCAUGUUUGACUAUCUGCAGAACAAACAAGACACAUGCAUGUGGACCAUAAAUCUCACCAGACAGGUCAUGAGUGUAGUUGUUCUGCAAAAAGUCAGUUAUAGAGCUGAUCAAUAUAGGCGCUGUAUCAGUUAAGGGAUGUGCACUUGUCCCUAUCAUUCCUGGACUUAGCGUACUCAGCACCGGGCCAUGCACAUCUUCCAGAGUGAUGGAUAGUGACUACAUUUUUAUUAUGACUAACUGGAAUGUAAUGGCUCUCCUCAUUUUAGAAGUCCUUUCUCAUCCAACCCACAAUGCCAUGGUUGAAAUCCCUUAAUGCAAUGUGAGCACCUGAAGGUAUUCUGUUGCAGGACUUCCACUUGCUUAGCAUGUUGUCAGCAUAAAAUGUUUACACAGCCCUAAUGUUUGGUCUAUACAUUUAGUGCAAAUUGGCUAAUGCAAUACAUUCACUAAAUUACAAGUUAAAAAAUAAAAUAAAAAAUGUUUUCUUCAUGACGGGUGCAUUAUAAAUUGGUAUAUGUUUUCUCUUUUACAAAUCUUUUAAUUAUUUCUUAAAGAGGCUGUGUCACCUGAAAAUUCCUUAAAGGCACACUCCAGACGCCAUAGCGUCAUUAUGACGUCAUUAUGGUGCCUGCAGUGUCAUUUUAAGGUAAAUUAACGUUUAAAUGUUUUUCUCAAUUAGAUUAACAGUGCUUUCAUCUUUUCAAGGUUUAGUAAAUUUUGUGAUAAUUGUCAAACCUUUUUUUGAUAAAAGAAAAAAUGAGCAGAGAAUUCAGAAUACCAUCAGAAGUCAGAGUCUUCACAGUAAAGAAUAUGCACAGUUAUAGAUUGAAAUCCUAGUGUGCCAAAGGCAUAAAGAAACUGCUAAACAGAUUAUGCAAAAUUAUAGUAUUUAAAAUGAUGUGAAAGCAUUUUCUGAUAACAAAACAGCUUUAAUUGCAAAACUUUGACAUUUGAAAUUAUUGCUGUAUAUAUUAUCCUCAUUGUAGCAGACUGUGGCAUAAUAUGAAUGUUGCCCAUAAAAUAUUUUUAUUCUACUUUGUGUCCGUCCAAACACCAGAUGCAUACCUCCUGUCUUCUCAGCAACUGUUAACCAGAGAAAGAGCCCUGGGUUCCCUCCUGCCUCCUCAUCCAUUGUACAACAGUGAGCGUUAAAUGUAGGAGAUUCUUACAUGCCACGGCUACCUCCGGUAUUUCUGGCCAUUAUGUGCAAUAUAAAACAGAAAUGUCCCAGGAGAUCCCCAGAAACACACAGUGGACUCCUUCCUUUCAUUCCACUCUACUGUGUGUUACACAUAAGGGGUUAAAUGCAAACAGUGGUGGUCCCACAGAUCCAUUAGUAACCCAGAGGGAGAGGGCUACCUCCUAUUACCUCUCCGAAUGUGCAACAGGUGAGGGUCCCAGGGACCCCUGAUCACCUAUUAUAACCCAUGUAAUAGUUUCCCUUUUCUCUCAUGUUCUGUAGGAUAUGUGUAGUAGAACAGGCAAGCUUGCUUGUACCCAUCCACUCUACUACUAAUAAUAUCAUCAAAAUUUCAAAACAUCAAAAAUUCAUGCAAGAACCCACAAGUAUAGUGCCUAGAGGGUGCUGAGCACUUUGUUACACAAGACAUGCACUAAAUCUGUUUUUUGAUUUCCCGGUGCACUGGUACCACCUAGUGGUCACUUUCAAGCUGUGCAUUAGUGAAAAUAUGUACUCUGUAUUUAAAUGAACACUCACACACCCAGAAUAACUUCAGUUUUGCAAAGUUUAAACCCCAAACUAAGGUCUCCAGUGCCUGACACAACUUCCCCAAGCUUCCGUUCUCUCUUCACGCAGUAUGAGGAAGGUUUAUCUGGAUGGCAGGUGAUGCUCUCAGUCUCAACCUAUCACUGGCUGUCCGAUUGAGACAAAUAUUACUUUCUGUUUUUUAGGUUUUGUAACUAGAACCAUUAUUGACUGCUUAAUAAUGUACCCUUGUAAUUCAUACAUUUCUAGCAUAUUGGCUUUAUAAUUCCUAGUUCCACAAUCUAAUCCCAUUCUCAUGUUUUAGAUACACAUUAAGAAAGAGUGCGGAUCGGAUAAUGUAUGUAGAAGCAAUCUGCAACUGCAGUAUGAAUAUCUAGGACCAAAUCAGGAGGUGCUUCCAAGGUCAGGGCUUAUAAUAUGGUUUAUCCUACAAUUAGUAUAACUCCUUUUUUCCCUAAAUUAUAUUUCUUUAUAGAGAGAGAGGUUAUAUGGAGUAAUAGAAGCAGUUAUAACUCCUCCUCUUACUCUAUAUAAUCUCUCUCUAUAACUCCUCCUAUUACUCCAUAUAACCUCUCCCUAUAACUCCUCCUAUUACUCCAUAUAACCUCUCUCUAUAACUCCUCCUAUUACUCCAUAUAACCUCUCCCUAUAACUCCUCCUAUUACUCCAUAUAACCUCUCCCUAUAACUCCUCCUAUUACUCCAUGUAGCCUCUCCCUAUAACUCCUCCUAUUACUCCAUAUAACCUCUCUAUAAUUCCUCCUAUUACUCCAUAUAACCUCUCCUUAUAACUCCUCCUAUUACUCCAUAUAGCCUCUCCCUAUAACUCCUCCUAUUACUCCAUAUAACCUCUCCCUAUAACUCCUCCUAUUACUCCAUAUAACCUCUCUCUAUAACUCCACCUAUUACUCCAUAUAACCUCUCCCUAUAACUCCUCCUAUUACUCCAUAUAACCUCUAACUAUAAUGUUUUGUAAUAACUCUUAUCAUUUGUUAUAUAGUUUUAUUUUUAUAUAUCUUUUGAUACUACAGGGUGAACGGAACGCAAGUUCUAUAUUAUGACUCGGAUUUGAAGUUUUUGAAUCUAAAAGUGACAGUAACAAACUAUCCAAGUCCCACUUCGGCUGCUGAUGACGCCCAUGAAGCAUCCCUGAAUGUUUCUAUUCCCACAGGAUUCCUGAUCUACUCUGUGAAACCAGUGAGUAGCUAACAUUCAUCUUCUCCCUGUGCCAUACCGAUCACUUCUGUCCAAGUGAAAGACGUCAUUUGUCUCUCACUUUCACAAGGGUCCAAUCCUUUUUACUGCAAAUUGUUCACAUUUGCCAGAUCCUGACUUUUUACUCUGCUUUCUUAACCAGGUGUGUGAUCUGUUCGAUACUGUCUCAUGCGAUAUUGGAAAUCCUUUUAAAAGAGGACAAAUGGUAAGAAUAAUAUCUUUAAUACAAGGUCAUAUUGCAUCCUCUACUGUUGAUUCUGUAGUAGAAAGUAAACAUUAUUAUGGUUUAUUUUUUUGUAUUCAUAUGUUAUUUCUUAUUCGCCAACAUAACCAGGAGCUUUUAUUUUCUUUUAACAGAUGGAGAUCAACAUCAAAUUUGAAGUACAAAGUAUUUCUUUAAAGACAAGAGAAGUGGUUGCAAGUUUACAGCUCUCCACGUGAGUAAAGACGUCGUGGGGCAUUUAGAGAGUGACUAGAAAGGGCGCGGGUGAAUGCAAUGGAAUAAGGAAAGAUGGGGAUGUAGCUAAGGGGUUAAGAGAAUCGAAGCAGUAAGAGGUGCCUUUGAAAUAAAAAUAUAAUUUAGGAGAGUGAAGAUAAAAAAGUGAGAUGGAAGUCAAUCAAAAUGUUUUGCAUUGACUGACAGGAAAUUAGAGAGAAUGAACAUAGAAUAGUAAAUUAAAAAGGAUGGUCACAGUUAUUGUUGGGAUCCUGGUGCCAUAUAGUACUCAAGGUUACAAGUUACCUUCGCUGUUGGAGGCCACAAGUAUGUUGGCUGAUAUUACAUGUGUUGCUUUGCAUGUCAAGUCCCGGGUAGAAUUUCUGCACUUAUCUACCAUUUGUACAAGGGUAGUUACAUUCCAGAACACUGGCCGUGCUGUAAAAAGCCCUUCUGCAGCUCAUCUGGUGCCUAUGUAUUCUGAAGCAGUAGUGCUGGCUCUGUGUCAGUGCUACGGAAUACGUUGGCACUUUAUAAAUACCUGUAAUAAAUCAUUUUCAUCCAUUUUAUCCAUUUCCCUUCAUCCUUGUAUUCCAUCUGCAUACUGACUUUUUCACUUCAGAGUUGCCUCACGGACUUUGUCCUCUGCUUCUCUUGUUUGCCUGUCUUCAUAAUCAAAAUUAAACCUUUGCAACCUGCCCUAAUCAUUGAAAGGAUUUGUUUAAAUAUCAUGCCGUAUUAGGCCUUAAUUCCUGAACUUGGAUCAUAAAUGGCAUACCAUAUCACAUGUUAGAAUGCAUACCGCAUUAACAUCAUAAUAUUGACUAAGUUACGGCAGACUGGUUCCGGUCCGAUAGUGAGAUAUGAUGGGAUAGACAUAAGAAAGGGACAUAGAGUACAGAAAGAAUAUUGUAGUUCAUUCUUACCAGGUUUAUUUUAAUCUACUUCGCUUUCCCUGUUUGAAAGUACUUUUUUCACAAUACUUCCCUUUCAAUACUUUCAUUUUUUAUUUAUCUCUCAUCGGAACUCUCUCCUUUGUCUUCCAGACUGAGUAAACAAACAGAUCUGGAACCAAAGUAUGCAUAUCUCUUGAUAGAUUACACAUUGAAGACCGCUUUCUCAGUGUAAGUACCCUGAAUACAUACCUCCUUAGUCUGCAACCAAUCAAACGACAAUGUAUUAAAAUACUUGUCUACUAACUUAUACUGUGGAUUAGCAUGUGCGCAGUGCAUCAGUAUCUGAAUAAUGAACACUUUUAGCCUAUUGUUCUUACCUUGUCUCUUAACACAUUUAUGGCAUUUUAAUCCAAUACCUUGUCUUCUAGGUCUCCUCCCAAUGUACAGACCUACUUUAGUGGUGAGGUCAUGGGAGAGUCUGCCAUGAAGACUGUUGAAGACGUAGGAAAUCCUGUAGAGUUCUCAUUUUUGGUAAUAAAUAUAUUUAAUGGCGGCGUGGAGAAGUUAUACAUAGUCAGAUUGUCUAUGUGUAUACUCAUUUCUUUUAUGAUGUUUUUAGGUACUAAAUUCUGGAGAACCUUUGGAGUCAUUGGGUACGUUACUCGUAGUAGUGACAUGGCCAUAUGAAGUUAGCAAUGGGAAGUGGCUUAUUUACCCAACUGAAGUUUUAGUAAUCAGCGAGGACGAUAAAAAACAGUGUAAUCCUCCCGGUGAUAUCAUUGACCCUUUAAAUCUCAUGGUAAGUGUAUACGAAAAUUUAAGCAACUCAUUUCCAUGGCUACAUAAACAUCUCAAACUCCACUUUCUGCCAAUGCUUUGGGGGGAAAAACAAAGAAAAAUACAAACAUAUUGGAAAUUCUAGGUGAAAUAUCUGCCCAGUAGAUGUCAUCUAAACUUGUAACAAUACUGAAGUGGAGUUCUUUCCAAUGGAUUUGAAUGCAUUCCAGAGUCCAAGUUGAUUAUUUCGUUUGUUAUUUUAUAAUAGUAACUGAAUGAGAGCAAGAGAAUCAGCUCUUUUAAAGGCCUAGUCUUAAAUAGUCUACAUUUUUGUUUAUUUCUGAGGACAGCUGUUUAGAAAAAAAAAAAAAAACCCUUACAGAUCCAAGCACACAACAGCAAACUUUUUCUGCAUAUCCAUAAAGUAAAUUUUCAGCUACUGUCAUGAUCUUUUGCAGGUCAGAUAAGAGACUUAUGCCAGGGUUGACUUGAGGUUCUUUAUUUUGAAUCUUUGGAAUGUUUAGACAAGGUAACAGGAUACAACGGGAAAAGGAACAAUAAGGAAUAAGGGAGAAAGCAGAACCUAUAAAUGAGAUUACAGGUAUCAAAGUUAGAGGAAAAUCUAUAAGAGAAAUUAUAGGCUAGAAGGAAGAAGGAGAACCUAUAAAUGGGAUUAUAGACUGAAAGAAGGAGAACCUAUAGAUGGGAUUAUAGACUGAAAGAAGGAGAACCUAUAAAUGGGAUUACAGGUAAGUAUGAAAGAGUAUUUAUAGAAAUAGAAGUUUAGGCAAUAUGCCUCAAAGCAUGUUUACAGGAAAACCAUAAGAGAAAUUAUAGGCAACAGGCAAACAAUAUAACGGGACAGAAAUAAACAGAAUAUAAUAAAGGCUUAUGGAAUUCAGGUUAGUCUAAGUUUAGGUGAUCUGACUCUUUUGUUUGGAGGUUGUAGAGCAAAUACCAGAUAGGUGGACCAGGAGAGUUGCAAUUAAUAGGAAAGUUUGUAAAGUUCAGGCAGGUUAGGUCCAAAGCAAUAAGGAAUAAUUAGGAAACAAUGUCCAGUCUGAAAUAAAACAGGUUGUUUGGAUGAAUCAGGAUGGAUCAAAGGUAAUCUGAUUUGAACAGGUGCUCAGGUAUCAGCAUGAGCCAGGAACAGAUGUCUUGUCUGUAUUAGACCAUAAACAACUAUCAAUGUAAAGGCCCUUAAGUUAGUCUGGUGUGGCCUCUUAUAGCACAAUUCAGAAUUCAGAUGAUCAUUUUAGGCAGGUGUGAGAGACUUAGACUAGGGGUUAGGGAGGCCACUAGUGGUGGGAAAAAAAAUAAAACAGCCUAAAAGAAAUAUAUUUGGUUGUCAGUAUAGGAUCCUGAGUCAGGAUUCCUGACAGCUACAUUAAAAAUUGUUUUCUAAAAUGCUUUUGAAAAUGACAUUGCCUUGUUUGGUAUUCGUUGGAUAAUUUGUUUCUCCAUCUUGAUUCAUUAACUGUGUAUUGCCUCCUAGCAUUCAAAUAAGUCGGAGUCUGGAGGAAGGAGACGAAGAGAAGUAGAAGAAAUCCCUGAUGUUAAGACUUUGGCAUCCAUCAAAACAGAGAGAUCCAUGUUGACACUUGUAAGGGUUUUUCAAAGACAUUUGUGGUUGAACCACACUUGUGUAGGAGAAUAUGGUUUCACUAUGGCUCCUCAUUUGUGUUCCCCGUAUGAAUAUGUUUUAGUAACUGCAGAGGACUAUUGCUUCAUUGAGUCAAGGAGAAAAAUACAUGCUUAUUUUACUUUAAUUUAUUUUAAUAGGUAUACUUUCUUUUUAUAACCCAUAUUUAGUCCCAAUCCAUUAAAAGGAAAACACAUGAUAUACAGGGGCUAUAACAGGGUAAAAAAAUCGCCUUUGGCUUGUGCUUAAGACAAACAAGCCUCAUCAAACUCCACAACCGGUUUACACCUGCAGUAAAUGCUUCUUGACACACUUGGAUACAUUCAUAAAGACACAUACAACAGACAUACAGAUACACACAUUAAAAUACACACAUGUUCACAGACGCAUACGUAAACACAGAGAUCAACAGGCAUAUAAAGACAAGCACACAUAGACAGGGUGACACAAACACAGGCACAUAGGGGCGUACACAGAGACACACAGACUGGAUUCACAAACACAGGCACACAAUUACACACGUAUACAAAGACACACUUAGACAGGAUACAAUGACAUAAGCACAAGCACAGGCAUACAGAGACAGGUAAAUAUAUACAAGCUACACAUGCAUUCAGAAACAGACAAAAAGCCCACUUAGGAUACACAGAAACAAGGAAAACUCACACUAUGAAAAUAUUUUACUCUGUGCAGGGGGGGGGGGUGAUUUGCUACAAGCCUCUCCCUCUAUAUCGUAUGAAGAGUAAUGGGGAGGAGACAGAAAGCUGUUCUCCAUGCGUUUAGAGCCCUCAAAACUCUCACUAUUUCUCUCAAGCUGGUCUCCCUCCCAGUAUCCCUGUUGAACCAUGGAUGCGAGGAGAAGCAGCACAGUGAUACACAUGGGAGGGAGCAUGGCAAUAGUGUCAUAUUCCCACAUUUAUAACUUCUGCUCAAGACUGGGGCUUAACAAGGACACAUGGAGGGAGAGCAGUAUGGAAUAAUAGAUUCAGGGGUCCACUUGCACUCCCCCCGAGAUAAAUUGUUUAGGUUACAGAGCUCUACAUUUGGGGCUACAGUCUAACCCCCCACCCGAACAACCUCCCUGGUCAUAGGCCAUUCUACAUCCUUACAUCUUGACUGUUUUCCGCUGGUGUCAAGCACAUUGUCUUUAUCAUUCUUUAUGUAGUUGGGAAGAUACGUAGAACUUGUUUUUGUUUAUGAUAUUGUUACAUUUCCAAUUUAUCUUUGCAUCCCCAGAGAUGUGCAGGAGGUGGUGCAAAUUGUGUGCAAUUUACUUGUCCGAUCAAAAACUUGACAAAGACAGCCACAGUGACUGUGCGAGGGAGAGUGUGGAAUAGCACAUUCCUGGAGGUGAGAUUUAAAUAUUAAAAAGGGACCAUUAGGGAACCAAUUAACCAUGCCCAAGAGGCUCCAAGUGAGGGUAACCGACAACAAUUAAUUAGAUUACAAAACAGGGAAUGGGUCCAAAAAAGGGCGUGUGAGUCCAAAAAUGGAGAUCCCUUCAAAUGAUAAAUGGUAGAACAACAUUAUUAAAAUAUACAAAAAUUAGGGUAAAUGACAAUAUUUUUGCACAUUAAAAAGCCAUGAGGUCGUGGUGCAUGAUGGGGAUUAAACACUGUGGGUUUAGAUUUAAGAAGGUACAUAUGAACCAACCAUUUCACAGAAGGAGCAAUUCACCAGGGUCUUAAAUUGGGAUAACCCCUGAUGACGCAAAGAGCCAGACAAAAGGCCUCAAAAAAAUAUUUAAACUUAUUUGAAAAAAAACUACCACUAGAGUGUUUUACCAGGUGGAAAUGGUGGAGUGAAAAAAUAUAAAAUAACAAUCCACUUGUGUACAAUGUAUAACCACAAUAAUAUUAGAAUAGUAGAUUCUCCAUUAGAGAGACAGGAAACGGGUCCCAAUAGACGUAUUUAGAUAAUAUGCCCCCAAAGUUGUUUUAAGUAAAUCUUACCUGAUACAAGACUAGCUGUACAAAAAUCGAUUUUUAGGUGUAAUAUUAAAAGACCCCUUUAAGAAUCUGCCACAACAAUAUUUGAUUAACAAAUACUCCAAAUAAAAAGAUAAGUAAGAGGGAAUAAAAAUUGCUUAGUUGGUCUGGCCCAGCAAGUUCCAUUCACCCUUUCUCUCAGUAAAGGGGUUAUAAUUAAUAGGAGUGACCCUCCAAACUCCCUUAUUUUUUACCAAAGCGUUAUCCCCAUCAGUGACCAAACUAGCGAAUCAAAAAGUGCUCAAAUAAUAAAUGAAAUAAAUGUGGAGCAAACGAGCACGACGAGCGUUUCGGCACCAAAAUUGCACCUUCAUCAUGGCUUUUUAAUGUGCAUAAGUACUGUUUCUUAUUCUAAUUGUUGUAUAUUCUAAUAAAGUUCUACCGUUUUUUUUAUCGGUUGGAGGGAUCUCCAUUUUCGGACUCAUAUGCCAGUUUUUGGGCCUGUUUGUAUAUUUUGUAAUCGAGAUUUAAAUAUUGCCCUAUGAUCUGAUAUUAUCACUUGAUUAUCUCAAUCGAUCUUUUUUAUGGUGAACUAGUUUGCAUAAUAAACUGAUUCGUUGGUAAAAUCAGACCAUUUUUUUUUCCUGGCUUGUUCAUUAAGAUUUAUUGACAGUGAUGUCACCCCUGGUUUCUGAAGAUGUGACCUCAUGCUGUGAUGUUUAUCAUCCCGUUUGCCUCUUCCUUCUGUCUUCACAAGUAUUUAUUUUCCCCACUUAUUCUAACUUCAUCUUCAUGCCUCGUUUUUUCAUCUCUAGUCUCAUAAUUAAUUUUCUCUUUUUCUCCUUCUGUUCCUCCACCUCUUGUACUUCUUUUGCUGUCCCUUCGGUUUUAUGUCCUUUGGUCCAAAUAUCUUCUCAAAUUUUCUUCUGUUGUCCUUGUUGUCCCCCUGUUAAAGGAUUACCGAAAUGUAGAUCGAGUGCGAGUUGAAGGGGCAGCUGAACUUCAUCUCCAAACUGAUAUUCCCACCAUAAGGAUGGAGAGUCGCUCUGUAAUGGUAAGUAAUGGUAAAUCGACAGUAAAAUAUUGCUUGCAUUUACUAAAUGUGUAAACGUCUAGGGCAGGGCUUCCCAAACUUUUAUGGGCCGAGACCCACUUUUCAAAACGGUAAUUUUUCGAGACCCACUUGCUUUUAAUGCAUAUUUUAAAAAGUGAACACCAUGGCAAUCAGCUUUAGAGGCAUACAAUUGGCACACCAUGACAAUUACUUUUAGAGGCAUAAAACUGGCACACCAUAACAAACCGCUUUAGAGGCAUACAAUUGGCACACUAUAGCAAUCCGCUUUAGAUGUAUACAGUUGGCACACCGUGGCAAUUAGCUUUACAGGCAUACAAUUGGCACACCAUAGCAAUCAGCUUUACAGGCAUACAAUUGGAACAUUAUGUUCGCUUUAGAUGCAUAAAAUUGGCACACUAUAGCAAUCCGCUUUAGAUGCAUACAAUUGGCAUAUUAUGGCAAUCAGCUUUAGAUGCAUAAAAUUGGUACAUCGUGGCAAUCAGUUUUAGAUGUAUAAACUUGGCACACCAUGGCAACUUUGGCACACCAUGGCAACUUUGGCACACCAUGGCAACCAGGUUUAGAGGCAUAAAAUUGGAACAUCAUGGCAGCUUUAAAUACAUAAACUUGACACAGCAUGACAAUAAGCUUUAGAUGCAUAAACUUGUCAUAUCAUGGUAAUCACUUUUAGAUGCAUAAACUUGGCACAUCAUGGCAAUCAGCUUCAGAGGCAUACAAUUGACAUACCAUGGCAAACAGUCAGAUGCAUACAAUUGGCACACCAUGGCAAUCAGUUUUAAAAGCAUAAAAUUGGCACACCAUGGCAAUCAGUUUUAGAUGCAUAAAAUUGGCAUAACAUGGCAGUUUUAGAGGCAUAAUUCUGGGAUAUCAUGGCAAUUUUAGAGGCAGAAACUUUGCACAUCAUGGCAAUCAGUUUUAGAGACAUACAACUGCUUACUCACAGACUCAGAAGUGCUGUGUCCUGCUCUUUCAUCCAGGUACCUCACAUUGAUUAUCCCAGUGGUGGAACUUAUGUAGAGAGUGCCCUGGUGCAAAUAUGUUUUCUGGGCCCCCCUCUAGUGCAAGUGUGGCCAAAAAGGUAGAUCUCCAUCUGUCGGAGAACUUCAACAAUGCUAUACCAGAUUUUGUAUUAAGUAUAUGUGUGCAUGUAUGGGUGUAUUUGUAUAUACGGUUGCCAUUGGAAUAUAGUGGUGUACUUGUUUGUAAUGUUUGCGUCUGAAUGCAGGGGUGUUUGUAUGUAGUGUCGGACUUGAAAUUCAGGUGUGCUUUUUGAUGUUGGUGUUUGAAUGAAGGGGUGUUUGUAGAUAAUUUUAGUGUUUUAAUGCCGGGGUGUGUUUGUAUGUAAUGUUCGCAUUUGCAGUACGUGUGUAGUGGAUGCAGUGUGUGUGUGUGUGUGUGUAGUGGAUGCAGUGUGUGUAUUGUGUUUAUAAAAUGUACAUAUACAGAAUGUGUGUUUGAAUAUAAGCAUGUUUUAUACACACACAUACAGAGACACACACAGACACACAAAUACACACCCUGACACAGCAAUACACACAAUGACACAUAGUUUCCCACACAUAGAUACACAGACACUCAUGUACACAGAUACACACUGACACACAGUACACACAGACACACAAAUACACACACUGACACACAGAUACAUUGGGGGAGGGCAGGGAGUAAAGGGGUUACAUGGGGGAGGGCAGGGAGUGAAGGGGUUACACAGGGGAGUGAAGGGGUUACAUUGGGGGAGGGCAGGGGAGUGAAGGGUUACAGGACAGAGUGAAGGGGUUGCAUGGGGGAGGGCAGGGAGUGAAGGGGGUGACAGGGGGAGGGCAGAGUGAAGGAGGUGACAUGGGGGAGAGGCAGGAGUGAAGGGGUUACAUGGAGAGGGGCAGGGAGUGAAGAGGGUUACAUGGGGGAGGGCAGGGAGUGAAGGGGUGACAUGGGGGAGGGCAGGAGUGAAGAGGUUACAUUGGGGAGGGCAGGGAGUGAAGGGGUUACAUUGGGGAGGGCAGGAGUGAAGGGGUGACAUGGGGAGGGCAGGGGAAGGGGUGACAUGGGUGAGGGCAGGGAGUGAAGGGGUUACAUGGGGGGAGGGCAGGGAGUGAAGGGAUGACAUGGGGGAGGGCAAGGAGUGAAGAGAUUACACGGGGGAGGGCAGGGGGUGAAGGGGUUACAUGGGGGGGAGGGGGAUGUCUGGGGGCUGUGUCCUACCUUCAUUGAAUUCCCUGGUUGUCCAGUGUCUCCCUGGUGGCCCGGUGGGUUAAUGCUCCGGUCUCCAGCUCCGCCAGGUGCAGAGCUGCAGACCAUGUAAUAAAAGUCUUGCAAGCUCCCACAGUGUUGCCAUGGUAACGCUCUGGGUGCUUGCGAGACUUCUAUCACACGGUCUGCAGCUCUGCACCCAGCCGGAGCUGCAGAUCGGAGCUUCUGGGUAGACUGAUUGGAAGGAGCCCGGCGGCAUACAUGGCAAGCCGCCGGGCUCCCUCCUGGUGUCAGUCUGCUUGCCCGAGUCCCCUGCGGCCCUGGAUAAGUGGGUCAGCGCGACCCACUGGGAAUCACCCUGCGACCCACCAGUGGGUCGCGACCCACACUUUGGGAACCGCUGAUCUAGAGUGUUUCCAUGGAGCACUAUUUUUAAGCUUGUGAAAAGUCUGCCGAGAAUAUCAUAGUAGUAUUUACUUAAAGAGACACUCUAGGCACUAUAACCAUUUCAGUUCAUUAAGCUGGUUAUAGUGUCUUGGCACUGUCCCUUACCUACCACUGCAAGCCAUAACAUAGCCACCAGGGGUAAAUGUCUGCUUGCUUCAGCCAAAGGGACACUCCAGACCCGUAAAGUACAAUAGCUUGCUGAAAAGCUUUAUGUGUGAAGAGUGUGUCCUCUUUAUUUCAUUAUUGUCAUUAGCUACAAAUAUAUCGCUACACCAAGUCUCCCCUUGAACUAUCUUUUUUUUCUAUUCUAUCUCUUCCUCCCUCACUCACUUCCACCUGCCUUUUCACACUACUCUACCUAUCAUUUCCCUUUCUUUCUAUUUUCAUUUUGUUUUUCUCUCCUUACACAUUUUUAUCAUAUCUCUCUCUAUCAUUAUCAUUGCUCUCUCUCUACCUAUCACCAUUCUCUUCCAUUCCAUUUCUAUCCUUUCUUUUUUUUUCUCUCUACUAUCCCUUAAUCCCACUAUAUAUAUAUAUAUAUAUAUAUAUAAAUAUAUAUAUUACACAAAACCCCCCUUGUUUCAUAUAUAUAUAUGUAUAUAUAUAUAUGUGUGUGUUUUGCCAUAUACCACUAUUCAACUGUUGUUUCAUUCUGUUUCAUCUUUUAGUUCUCGGUAUCUAUUGACUCAUUAUUGGUAGAACCUCCGCAAGCAGAGAUCCCUCUUUGGUUGAUCAUCGUUUCCGUGGGAUCUGGCAUUCUCCUCCUGGGAAUUAUCAUCCUUCUUCUUUGGAAGGUGAGAGUCAACACGUUGUGUGUACAGAUCCUCGCUAGUCACCCUAAAACCCUUUCAAUUUACCUCCUAUCCUUUCCGUUACCUCUCACCACUUCAGAUGUUGCUUCUAAAUAUACCUUUCUUAUAUUUAAUUCCUGCAAAGGUUCUUAUAUUUGACUUUUUUUAUUUCUUACUAAAUGCAAUUGAGUAACUUAGAGAGAAGAUAAGGAAACUUUAAUAAUUCUAGACAAGGAAUUCUGUUAUUCACAAAUGCUGUCAGGGAGUGAAACAUUGCUCACACCACGGUGAAUGGAAGAUUGAUGUCGCCAUGACUAUUAGUGUGUACAGCAUCUUCAUCUUCAUAUUUUGCUAAAUUUAUUCCAGAGUAGAUCCUGUUAGCUUUUACCACAUACAAGUAACCCAUACAAGUGCAUGCAAAACAAUUUCAUUUAAGUUUGAGUUCGAGAAAUGUGCAGUUUGCUUCCACGCUUUUUAAAGGAUCACUAUAGUGUCAAGAAAACAAAGCGGUUUUCCUGACAAAAUAGAGCCGAAUGUGCAUGCGCUGCAAGUGCUGCGCGCACUUUCCAGCUGUCAAUAGGAAAGCAUUUUUCAAUGCUUUCCUAUGGACGCUCUGCGCGAUGGAGGCAUAAUAUGCCUCCAGCAUCGCAGAUGCGCCUCUAGUGGCUGUCCUGAAGAGUGGUGCAGUGGUCUGGGUGCCUACAGUGUCCCUUUAAUUUAUUGUGCCAGUCCAAAAGUGUUACCUUGGCUUCCAACUGUAGGCCCUGAUUUGACACUUCAAGGAUUCCUGAGUUUUUUCUUCACAUAUUUUAAUGAACAUUUACAGCUUUUUUUUAAGUAUGAGUCCUCCUUGCUCCUUCCUCCCAGCAUUUGGGUGCCUCCAUCUUAAAAAGCAUACAGAGAAGGGGAGAAAAUAAAAAAGCUUUCUCUUUCUCAUUUGCAUUGUGUGCCCUGGCACCUGGGCUGAACUGGAUUGUGAUGUAAUUUGCUAAAUUUUUAUUUUUAUUUUAAAAACUAAACAGAGAAUCACAUGAAAAAAGGUUAGUUCAGUUUAUAGCUGAUUUCCAAUGUUUUAUUCAAUGGUGACGGCUCCCUCUUAGUUCUACUUUUUUAAGAACUUGUUAUACAAAUUCUUUAUCAUUAGACUAAGGUUGGUUUUAUAUCCAUACACCACAAAUAGCACAUUUUGACCAAAACCUUUUUUCCCCCCGCAGAGAUGUCCUUAUAAAAAAUAAAAUACACCCAGUAGGACAGACCUAUGUACAUGAAAUUAAAUCUUAGUGUAUAUUUUAUUUUGGAAGCUCUAAACAAUUUCAGACACAUAAUGCUAUAGGAAGCAGCAAUUUUGUUAUUUUUCUGUGAUGGCUCCCUUCAGACAGAUUGGUUGUUGAAUUUCUUGCAGAUAGCAAUUCUUAAACUAUGAUACCAUUAGAAUCUCUUCUUCAAUCACUUGCUGAGCUCUGUCACUCAGUUAAGUCACUUACUAUUAGGCUUUUGACCUAUAUACUUCCAUUCUGUCAACAUCUUGAGUCCUAAAGACGAGUUCUGUCAACUCUUGUACUUCCCUGCAACUAUUCAAGUCUUUCAUCUCUAAGUUUCUAAUACUGACUCCCUCGUAUGGCUGGGCCCUGAUCACUUUCCUGCCUUGUAGUGUGGAUUCUUCCGGAGGGCCAACACCCGCGCCAUGUAUGAGGUCAGAGGUCAGAAGGCCGAGAUGAAGAUGCAACCAUCGGAGGCGGAACGUUUAACCAGGGAGCUUGACCUCUGA